Neodiprion virginianus is the source of this 55636-nucleotide messenger RNA. RefSeq names its product nesprin-1 (gene Msp300). The transcript is spliced from 56 exons. Gene Ontology annotation, biological process: nuclear migration. Gene Ontology annotation, cellular component: nuclear outer membrane; cytoplasm; meiotic nuclear membrane microtubule tethering complex. Gene Ontology annotation, molecular function: actin filament binding. The record is from RefSeq and is a predicted model, not a curated record. Lineage: Eukaryota; Metazoa; Arthropoda; Insecta; Hymenoptera; Diprionidae. Bases 285 to 54182 code for a protein of 17965 amino acids.
UCUCUGCGUCGGCCGUUCGCGGGAGACUUCGAUAAUCAGAACCGGGGUGGUAAAACAGAAACAGGGAUUACAACCAGCGAUAAUAAUACGAUUAUAUACACUUUACGGCUUACCUCUGAAGACGAAUCACGAACGGACUGUGACGCGUUUUCACAAACAGUGCUUCUCGAUACAAGCUGUUCGCUAACCGGUAGACGGUGACUUCUUUUCCGGAGUACAUGCUUAUAGCGAUGCUGAUCAGCGAAGGGAGGGCCAGUUUCAGCAGUAUAAAAAAGUAGUGCGACAUGUCGCAGCACCCGACGCGUCCGCCGGGCACGCCUGGGCCUCCCGGUGUUCCUCCGGGAAGCUGGGCGAACCGGCCAGGCGCUCCAAGUCCGUUCCGACCGGCGUCUCCCUACAGUCCCUCACCCCCACCCCACCACCAUCCCCAUAACCACCCCCACUCCUUACCCCACCCCCAUAACCGCUCUCGCGGGCCAACCACCCCCAUGCACCCGCACCCCAUGUCGCCGCUCAGCUAUCCCCCCAUGAUGCACCCGAUGAGUCCGGUGCCCAUGGGCAUGCCCAUUUCCCCGGGAAUGUCACCCAUUUUCGGCUGUCCACCACCGCCGGGAUACAUCCAAUGCCCGAGACCUCGAUGGCCGUCGCCUUUGCCGCCGGGGUCGGUUCCUCGACCUUAUUUACCACCGCAGAGUCCGGUAGGAAGCGGAAGCGGUUCGCCGAUUCCCUGUGGUCCACCGGAAUACCUGAUCGCACCGUACAGACCCGGUGAUUACGAGUACGUCGGUGUGCCGUUGGAGCCGAGUCAGGGCGACGAAGAAGCGACGGGUCCGAGUACGGCGGAAAUCAUCGCGAGUCAGAGCCAGGAUUACGUUGACGAGAAGCUAGCCGAGUACCAAGCGACCAUCCAACAACUUCAGGAUGAACAGGAGCGCGUGCAAAAGAAGACUUUUGUAAAUUGGAUUAAUUCCUACCUCUCGAAGCGAGUUCCACCGCUUCGAGUAGAGGAACUGAUCGAGGAUUUGAAAGAUGGAACGCGCCUUCUUGCCCUACUUGAAGUUUUGUCUGGGGAGAAACUGCCGGUUGAAAGAGGACGUAACUUAAAGAGACCUCAUUUCCUCAGCAAUGCAAAUACGGCACUUCAAUUUUUACAGAGCAAAAAAAUCAAAUUAGUGAACAUUAAUUCAUCCGAUCUAGUGGAUGGACGACCUCCGGUAGUAUUGGGACUUAUUUGGACCAUCAUCCUGUAUUUCCAGCUACGAUCAAAGGAUCGAAGGCGGAUCGAAGAGAACACCAGAGCCCUCGAGUACUUGGGCCAGACGUGGGGUAGCCAGAGCAGCCUUGACAGCCUUGGCACUCAGGGUUCGGCGGCAAACGAACGCCGCCGACAGAGCAGCGAGAAGUGGAAGCAGGGCGCCAGGAAGACGUUGUUGCAGUGGGUGACCAACGCCUUGCCGAAGGACGCCGGAAUCCAGGUACGAGACUUCGGGGAGAGUUGGAGGGAUGGAAACGCGUUCUUGGCCAUAAUCGACGCCAUCAGAGCCAACCUGGUCAACAUCGCCGCCAUGCGAGAGGCCUCCAACAAGUCUCGUCUUGAGACGGCAUUCCAGGUCGCUGAAACAGAGCUGGGAAUCGCCCGACUUCUCGACCCCGAGGACGUUGACGUGCCGCGUCCCGACGAGAAAUCCAUCAUGACUUACGUCGCUCAGUUUCUGCACAAGUACCCCGAGCCCAGAAGCACGGGGCCUGACUCGUUUGCCGCUGUGCAACAGGAGUACGACUCACUUUUGGCCUGGCUCAACGACAGGACUAGACAACUUGAACAGCUCGAUAGAACCAACGCCUUCCCGAUGAGCUAUCCGGAAUACAUGCUGUUCAGAAGUGAAACUGACGACAAAUCAGUCAGUUACCGGAAACUUCAGAAUCUUGUCGAUACUCCGAGCAUGAUCAGCAUAACUCGAGACUCUUGGAGACAGAUUGAAACCUUAUGGAAUAAAAUGGAAAUCCUGAUGCUACGCUGGCUUUGGCUUCUGGAUUCAUCGCUCCCCGGUGAAUUUGGAGAAGUGGGAAGAUGGCUGGCUGGAGCCGAGCAAAUCCUCAAAUCGGACGGUGACAUCCCAGAUGAAAUGACGGAGGAGACCGCAAGUAUAAUUUCAAACAAGCUCGAAGAGCACAAGAAAUACUUUUUGGACUUGCCGGAGGUUACGGAGAAAUUCCAAGGCAUUAGAGGAUCUCCUGUCGCUCAGCAAAUCUCUCUGGAACAACUGGAAAGCAUAGCUUCGAGACUGGCGACUUUACCGACUCGCGCUGCUAAGCGCAGAAUCCGUCUUAAGUUCCUAGAACACAAAUGUUGUCUGAUCGCGUUCCUAUUCUUAGUCGAGACGAAAUUGAAGGGCUGGAGUGUGAAGUACGGAACAGAGGAUAAAGUUCAUCAGAUGCUCGAACAGUACAGGAACUUUGUCUCGAGAAAUAGAAUAUUCCAGGAAUUUCAGAAGGCGUAUUUGGACAUGCAACAAGUCGUUGAGGAGUACAAGAGGGAGGGAGACGUUGACCGGCAGGAAUCCAUCAGUGCCGAUCGAUUUAUGCGAGAGACCGGUGAAAAGUGGAAAAACGUAUCAAUGGAUUUGCGCUGUGUGCAAAGUAUGCUUGAAGAAGUUGUUGCAUAUUGGCGUCGCUGGGCCACGGUGGCCGACGAUUUUGAAUCUUGGCUAUCCAAGGCUGAACCGGCACUAGAAUUACCGGAUGAGGAACGAAUGGAGUUCUUCCAGGACAUCAGCGUGCGGAAAGAUAAAUACCAGCAGCUAUCAGACACUGUUAGCUUCCUCAUAGCAACCUCCGACGAACAGGUUGCUCUUCAAUUGAAGGACCGGUACACCCGAAUGACAUCGAGAUGGGAGAACCUCUUCUCCGAAGCGAAGCAAUACAUGCACGCCGGAGAUUUACUUAGAAAUAGAAAGGACUACAGAGCGGGAGUUGAGACCUUGCAGAAAUGGUUGAGAAACGCAGAAUCAGUACUAUCCACGACGCAGCUAACUUCGACCGAAAGAAUCAAGGCCUACGGAGAACAGCUUCAACUUUUGCACAACGAAGUCGAAGGAAUAGAGGAGUUGUUUAGGAACAUUAGUAAAAAGUUCCAAUGUCUUAUUCAAGACAUGUCACGGGAGGAAGUCGAUAAGAUGAUGAACACCUUGAAGAAAGAGAAAGAGGCUCUCGUCAAGGUCCGCGCUUUGAUACCGAUGCAGCUGCACUUGUAUCACCAGCUUCUCGUUCAGCAAGAAUCCUUGGAAGCUGGGCAGAAGGAAAUCUCCAACUGGUUAGACGAGGCGGAACGUUUGUUGACCUCAAUUAAUCUUGCGGGAGGCAGAGACGCGGCUUUGGCUCACCUCGAUCGUCACAAAGCAUUUUUCUCACGGACAUUGUACUACAAGUCCAUGUUGGAAUCUAAGAACAAAGUUUUCUCCAGUAUGGUGAAGUCAGUGGACUGUCAGGCGAGUACAGAGGUUGCCGAAGGAGGAGCUGCUCUUCGUGAUUUGAACGACCGAUUUGCUCACGUUUCGCAAUCAGCACAGAUAUGGGAGCAGCGACUUCAAGAAGCCGUGCGCUGUUGGACGAAAUUCCGUGAGUGUGAAAGACAGAUUUCGGAAUGGCUUUCUGCUGCGGAAACCUUGAUAAACGACAAACACAUCGACAGUCGUCAAUCCGUGGAAUACCACAAGAACUUCUUUGGGAAGGUUAACGAAAAAUGGAUCCAGGACUUGAUCAACGCGGGUCAAGAUCUCAGGAACGCUCUACCGGCAGAACAACAGGCUCCGAUCGUCGAGGCUUUAAACAAUCUGCAAAAACGUUGGAAGGAAGUCUUAACAUUUGCACCGCUUCAUCUGAUGCGACUUGAGUUCCGCCUUGACGAGGCUGCCUUUUUACAGUACUUGAAAGAAAUUGAGAUGGAGAUUAACUCGGAACAACAGGCACUUAUUAAAAACGACGAUGUUGGAGGGAUCGUCCAACGAAAUACGGAGUUCUUCGUGAGUCGCGGUGUCGUUUUAGAAGUAGAACGCUGCCUGCAAACCUUGAAAAAGAUCAGCACGGCUUAUCAUCUCCUUAAGCCAGACGACUCAAGUCUUAAUGAAGCAACUCAGAGAGCAGAGAAUCAAUGGGAAGACACGGCACAACGCGUUGAAACCCUGAGGGAACAACUGCGCAAAGUGCCUGAACAAUGGGCUGCUUACAGACAAAAGUUUAACGAGAUGGUGCACUGGAUGGACCACGUUGACAGCACUCUGAGAACUAUUUUACAGGAAGUGAGCUCCUUGGAGGAAUUCGAAAAAGAGAAGACGGUAUUCCAACUUCACACGGUGACGCAAAUAUGCCGCGAGGCUGACAGCAAACGAGAGGAGAUGAAGUGGUUGGUACAGACUUUGGAUAGCCUCGCCUCGAAUCGUUCGGAUCACGAAGCAAUAUCUGAGCAAAAUCAACUGGAACAACUUAUCACGCGUUACAAGAACUUGAUACCAACAAUUGAGAUCACGAUGACAAAGACGGAUAUCUACUCGAAGAGUUAUACCUACCGGAAAGAGGUCCGUGAGGUUUGUACUUUACUCGAAAAGGUCCGCGAGCAAUCUACUGUUCCUGUUAAACCCGAAAGUAUCGAGAUCUUGCGCAAAGCACUUUCGCACCAAGAGACGCGCCUCACUCAGCUGGAACAACAGAGAGCCAAUAUUGUCAGUAUGCUGCAACGUGGAAAAGACAUACUGAAAGAUCAGCACGCACCGACCUUCGUGUCCUCAGAAGUCCAGCAACUGGAAUCAAGCUGGAAUAACACCUAUGGGCAGAGUAUCGAGGCUUUGAAGACCUUAAAGAGCACUCAGAAACUCUGGAGCAACUAUCAGCAACAAAAGGAGGAGGUCUUGAAUUUGAUAGAGCAGGCAGAAGGCGAACUCAGGGGCGUCGAGACGGGCUGUCAUGAUUCUAACCAAAUGUCUGCCGACCUUCAGAGUAAACACGAGCUGAGUAUCACGUUGCGCAAGGCUGCCGAAGAGAUGUUGAAGAAGCUGAGAGAUGUUUACAGCAACCUUUCAGAGGUUACCGCACCCGAGAAGAGACCCGUUUUGGAAAAAGAAAUCACUGAUGUAGAAAAAAGGCUUCACGUCACCCUUGAGACUGUUCAGGAACGGGUCGUUUUUCUACAACAAUUUAAUGCGAAGUGGACCAAGUUCCAGGCCAGACUCGGUGAAUUACAGUCUUGGACACAACAGAGUGCACCGCAACUUCUCGCUCAGAUACAAGAAAUAUCAACAUCUCCGGAGGAACGUGUACGCAAAACCGAGAGCCUGCAAAAACAGAUAUACGAAAAAAUAACCGUGUUGAAGGUUCUCGACGAAGAGUCUUUGCAGUUGGUAAAGGAUGACAAGGACAAUCUUGAGGCGAAGAAAUUACGUGCGGAAAUUAUAGAACUUCAAGAAGCUGCGAAUUCUUUGAACAAAAGUAUAGUGUACCAAAAGGAAAUGGCUGGUCGCAAUUUGGCUACAUGGAAAGAAUAUGAAGUUGGUAUUCAGCAGCUCAAGCCUUGGGUAGAACAGGCCGAGAUCAAAGCAGCUACGAUCGGCUCGAAACCGUCCACGCUUGCACAGGCAACCGAAAUGCUGUCAACGGCAAAGGCCUUCGAAAAACAAUGCGAGGAGCAGCUUCCACAGGUCCAAGAACUGUGGGUACUUAGCCAACAGAUCGCGGGUAGAACAGUCGCACCUGACGAGGUGGAUGCUGUCCAUACUCGGUGGAACUCCGUCCACGAUGUAGCCAUCCAAACAGCAACUAAACUGGACAAACUAGUAUCGUCCUGGAACACGUUUGAAUCAGAGGCAAAGGAAUUUGACUCUUGGCUGCAGGUUAGCGAGAAGGGAUCUCUGGAGGAGCCGAACGUAAAGACGCCGGAGACGGUGAAAUUAGAACGAGAACUUGCUCGUUUGAAGGAAUUCAACAAGGACAUAUCCGACAGGCAAGCCCAAUUGAUAUCUCUGACGCAGGUCUCAGAUCACAUCAGUCAUGGCCUGGCGUUGGAAGGUGCAACUAAUUUGAAGGGACGGGUGGUCGAGAUGAAGGCUCGCGUGAAUAAGCUAGCUGACAUUGUCAGAGGCCAGAUAAACCAAGUAUCAGACGCUUUACUUGCCCGACAAGAGUUCCAGAUUAAACUGACAGACUUUGACAACUGGAUGUCAAGACUGCGAGCAAACAUAGCUGAGAUCAGCGAUGUGAACGCUGAUAAUGUCGACACGAACCUGCAAGCGGUACACGCGUAUUUGCAGGAACAUUCUGACAAGCAGCCCAGCUUUGCUGGCAUUUACGAAGAGGUAAAGCAUCUUUCGGAACAAAGCUCACCGGAAGAAGUGGCAGCGCUGAAUGAACUUUAUUGCUCUCUAGCUACGAAGUACCAGGCUCUUGAGGACGAUCUGAAUCAGAAAAAGAAAGGACUCGAAAAAUGGGCGGAACUUUUGAGCUGGCACGCAGACACGAGUGCCCAGUUGAGUCACAGUAAGUAUCAAGUCGAUGCCCAUAAACCAACUGUGUCUGACUUGGAAAGGUUGACAUCAGAAUUGCAGACGAUGUCGACUAAGAUUAACACUUGGAAGGUACAAGUACCCCAGGUGGACACUUCGAUGGGUGUGCAAGUGCGCGAUAAAUUGGAGAAACCACUGACAGCUUCCGCUUUGGUGCAUGAACUUGAAGCCAAGGCUGUCACUCUGCAGACUGAACUCGCUACGAAGCGUGACAAACUGGAAAAUUUAAGUGCCCGUUGGGAUAACUUCAGAAAAACGCAGCAAAUUUUAACAGAAGAAAUUACCAGAACACAAACCACGCUCCAGGAUAUCACCAUGAAGGUUGAUACCUGCGAAAAGUUGGCUCCAGCGGUUGAGCAGAUUGAGCAACUAAUCGCUGAUCAUCAGCAACGUGAACCGGACAAGGAAACUCUGCAUCGUGAGGGAAAUACCCUGAUGAAAGAGGAUCAGAGAGCUGUGACUAAUAUCCAGGUUGUCUUAUCUUCGACAGAUGCCAACUGGGAGAAAGUUAAUGAGCUAUUGAGAGAGCAGAAGAAUAAAUAUGCCGAUAUGGAUGGUGGUUGGAAGCAAUUUUUAGAAGCUAAAAAGAAGCUAUCCAGCCAUCUUAAACAAUCAAAAACAUUGUGCCAAUCUAUACAGGAAGUGCCAAAUGAUAUAACGCAAGCAAGCGCUGCUCUUGACAAGCAUAAGAAAGCCGCUGAUAUGCUGAAGAAGGGAAAGCAAUCCUUGGAGAAAAUGGACAACAAAGCGCAGCAGUUAAUCAAGGAAGCGUCACUAAUGCCAAACUUUAAGUCUGAGCUUAUAGAAAAAGACCUCGCAAAAAUGCGCAAGCAGUAUCAGGACGCGUAUACAAACGUCGUGGAGAAGACUCAGAUUUACGAAACUCAGGUGAUCAUAUGGAAGCAAAUUGAUGAAGCAAAGUACGAAUUAUCGAGGUGGUUGAGUGACACAAAUGAAGCAUUGAUGAGUGCCUGCAAAAAUUUAUCUGAUGCUGAAAAUGGGCAACUGAAGCUUGCCAGGUAUCGCGACGAAUUGCCGGCUCACCAAUUACUCCGACAAGGCAUUGCAGCGAAGACUGCCCAAUUAUCGAAAAUGAAUAACAAUGCAAGUAUACCCACACUGAAGUCCCUCAGUGAUUUGUUGGACGAUCAAUUCAGGGUCGUCAAGGAGUCAGCAGAUAAACUGGAGUCCGUGACUUCGUCAUUCCAUGAAAAAGAGAAGAAUAUUCGAGAAGAACUGAAGCGAUCUGGAGAGGCGAUUUCGAAAAUUCGUGAAGACAUUAUUAAGUGCGAUGAUCUAACGGGUGAAAACACGAAGAUUCUUGCAAGGAUCAACAAAUGCCAAGCGCUAAAAGGCGAAUUGGAACAAGCCAACAAUGCUCUUUCUGCCGUAGAGAAAAAGGUAACAGACAUGUCCUCGGAAUAUCCAGCUAUUUCCAAGUCUACGUUACCUAAGGAACUUCAAGCACUACAGCAACGUCAUGACGGCGUGGCCAGUCAUGCUGAUAAGGUAAGCGCCACUCUGGUAGCCUUCUUGACAAAGUUGUAUCACGAGAAAUUUGGAGCCCUGCAACGCAUGGUGGCCACACAUAAAGAAAAGGUAGCUUGGUGUGAACCGGAGCAAAGUAGUGAUCGGUAUAAUCUUGAGGUGAAGAUGGCUUCGCUCAUUGAUGUAGAGACGGGAAUAUCUGAUUGCGAAUCCCGUAAAGCUGACGUGGAUAAUUCACUAAAGUUGUUGGAGUCAGUGGAGAGUAAGGAAACAAUGGUUGGAUUAAAGGCAGAACGCGACAAGGUUGCUGCGGAUUUGAAAUCGCUGAAGAAAAGUUAUUCGAAGAUAAAACAACUCUUAGAUCGCAAUAUUGCUCUGUGGCAACGAUACGAGCUGAUGUCGGAAAAUGUUUCGAGUUGGUUGAAGGAAACUGAGAAUAAAAUUAGAAUAGAAAGUAGUGUUCAGGUAACUCUCACUGAUGUUGAAAAUAAAAUCAAGGAAAUAGUUGAGUUCCAGACAAUUGUCUCGAAGUAUGAAGCGGAAAUUAAAGAAUUGAGUAGCUUGGGCGAAGACAUUCUUAAAGUGAGCCCAGAGUCCCGUGUUGGCCAGUACGUAGGUCACUUGAACACUCGCUAUCAAGCUAUUGUGAAAUUUUUAUCAUCGCAUUUGGAGCGCCUUGAAGAAGUUGCAAGAGGUCGCGACCAAUACCAUGUUAAUGUUAAGGAACUCGAAGCUUGGAUUAAAGGUGCUGAACAGAAAUUGAACAAGUUUGGUGAGAUCUCUGGACCAAAGGCUAUAACCUUCUAUCAAUCGCGAUUGAAAGAACUGAAAGGAUUCGCUGAAGAACGUGAGAAAGGUCAAGUAAUUUUGAAUCGUACUGCAGAAGCUGGUGAAGCUCUGUAUUCCAGAAUCACGCCAGAGAAUCGAGAAACCAUUAGAACGGAGUUACGUAAUCUCAGAAAUCAAGUGGAGUCAUUGACGGACCGAGCUAACGUUAUUUACAAGCGAAUUGAAAGCGAUAUGAUGCACAGGUCAUCUUUCGAGGACAAAUACUCUCAAGUCAAGCAAUGGGUAUUUGAUGCUCAGACCAAACUCGCAGAAAAGUGCCACCUCUUGCCUAACCUUCAAGAAAAGAAAUUGGAACUCCACUUUUUCCGAACAAUCGCUCAGGAUGUGAACGUGCAUAGAAAUAUCUUGCAACAACUUCAGGACAGACUUCCGACCAUGUCAGAUGACGACGCAGCUGAGAUGUUGAAAAACGUGAUCGACGCAUACGAUCAGCUUUCGGAGAAUGUUGAAAACAAGAUUAGUACGUCAGAAAAGUAUGUGGCCAACCAUGAAUCUUACUUGCAAUCGAUUGAAAAGAUGCGAGACUGGAUCAAUACUCUGGUAAAUGAGGCAUCGCCUGUCACAGAUGAUUUAACUAUCGACAGAGACACUGCAAAGGCAAAAAUAGCCCUCAUAGAAAAUAUACUUCAACAAAAGCCUGAAGGAGAUCGAAUUAUGAAAGAGGUUACCGACCAGUUGAACGUCGUACUGGAACAAACUUCGUUGCAAGGACAGCAGCCUCUUCUGAAGCUACACAGCGAAUUGAAGUGGGACGAGUUUAUCCAGAAAUGUCUCGAAUCUCGAGACAAGUUGAAUCAACUUUUCGACAAGUGGGCAGAGUUUGAAAAGGUCGUCGAAUCGCUGGAAACGUGGAUAAAGCAGAUGGAACCACAAGUUAAAGAUCAGAGUUUGAAGAGUACGGAAGACACUAAGCGAAUUCACCUGCAGAAAUUGAAAGGACUGGAGGAAGAUAUAAAUGCGAAAAGUGGAGAUUUUAACGCCGCUGUUGAAAAAAGCCAGGCAAUCGAAGGUGAGUCAGAAUUGGCCACGAAAAUAUCACGACAAGCAACGAGAUAUCAAGCUAUAAAAAAUCAAGCAAAGGAAGCAGUCGCGCGAUACGAACAAUUCGUCAAGGAGCACAAAAUCUUCAAUGAGAAGUACAACCAAUUCUUAGAAUGGGUUCGUGACGUUGAUAGGGAAUUGAAAAAACACAGUCAAAUCGUCGGUGACUUAUCGGUGUUGCAGACCAGGCAGAAGAACAUACGUGACUUGGCCGACACUCGAACCAAAGAAAAUGCUAAAUUUGAAUCGGUCAUAGACCUUGGAGAAAAAUUGUACGCUCAUACAUCACCGGAUGGUAGAGAAAUUGUUCGUCAGCAGUUGCGUAACUUGAGAACCGUGUGGGACGGUUUCUCAGAGGACUUGCAAUCCGCGAUGCAAAAGUUAGAUCAAUGCCUGAUGCAAUUUGCUGAAUUUUCACUUUCUCAAGAGCAACUUACCACGUGGCUCCGUGAUGUGGAACGUGCCAUGCACCAACAUACAGAGUUAAAGUCAUCUUUACAGGAAAAACGAGCUCAGCUGCAAAACCACAAGAUAAUGCAUCAAGAAAUAAUGUCUCAUCAGGCCUUGGUGGAAUCUGUUUGUGACAAAGCUCAGCAACUCGUUGAUCAAACAAAAGAUUCGUCGCUCAAUGUCUACCUGCAAUCCAUCAAGCAGCUGUUCCAGAAUAUUGUGGGUAAGUCACAGGAUCUGUUGGAGAAUCUGGAAGACUGCGUCGACAAGCACAAUCAGUUUAAUGCACAGUGUAAGAGUUUCACUGAUUGGUUGAGCGGUGAACACGAAAAACUGCUGGAGUGCAAUGAUGUCACGGGAGAAAAGGGUGAUAUCACUCGCCGACUUGCGACUCUUGCUGUUCUGAAGGACGGACAAACUCAGGGAGCUAAUCGUCUUGCUGGUCUGAAGGAGCUAGGCGCAACUGUUUCGAAGAGUACCGCACUAAAAGGACAAGAAGUCAUCAAUAAAGAAAUUGCAAGUCUGGAAGCCGAUUUGCACCAACAUCUGAGUGAGAUCGAAUCGGUGGAGAACAAGCAAAUUGGUGCGCUCCAAAAGUGGCAAGAUUUCGAGGACCAGUUGGAGUCACACACUCGAUGGUUCCGUGCAAUGGAAGCUGCGUUCCGAGAUCAACAGCUUCAAGCCACUCUGAAAGACAAGGAAAGUCAACUGAGUAUCUUUAAAGAUAAACGUGAAUCUAUUGCGAAACAGGAGCGAGAAAUUGACGAAUUUGUCGAUAAAUCUCACGGUCUUCUUCACGCCAGUGGUGUAGAUCGUAUUAAACCAUUGAUUUCUCAGAUUAGUAACAGGUAUCAAUUACUUCAUGUGCUGAGUAAAGAAGUGAUCCAUCGAUGCCAAACCCUCGUCGACGAUCACCGAGCUUUCCAGGACAAGCUGGAGGCCGUUAACGCCUGGCUUGGUCCAUUGGAGCAAAAUUUGGCUGGUUUAAAAAAAGAGGAGGUCGGUGGUAACCUCGAAGCAAAGGGGUCUCGCCUACAGGUUCUUCUUGCAGAGCGGGAACAAGCUGAACAUCGUCUAGCUGGAUUGACAGCCGCAGGUGAAAGAAUUCUUCCGGACACAUCGGCUCAAGGUCGAGAGGUUAUCAGACACGAACUUCGCCACGCACGUGAACGAUGGGACAAAUUGGCUGAGGGCAUUAAGGAACAACAGAAGAAACAAGAUGCACAUUCGCUCCAAUGGUCCAGUUACCAGGACACGCUUCAACAAACGCUGGCCUGGCUGGACAGUAUGGAAAGAACUUUGAAGCAGGACUCAAUGGCUGUCUGGUCGUCGCUACAAGAAAUCCGAUCCAAGCUGCUGAAGAACAAGACAAUCCAUCAAGAGAUCCUUGCCCACAAACGCAUCAUCGAAGCCAUAUCUGAAAAGGCAAAUGCUUUGGCUCAGAGUGCCCAAACACCAGCUGACAUUCAAGAGAAAGCAAAGUCGAUUUCUCAGAGGUACGAAAAACUCGGAGAAGCCUCUCAGAAAGGAAUUUCCAACCUCGAGGCGCUCUUAGAGAUAUUCCAACAAUUCCAUGAUCUUCAGAAGGCCUACCAAGAUUAUCAGAAGCAGCAAUGGGAGAGACUUGCUAAUUACACUGACUACACCGGAAACAAGGCGGUCUUACAGACUAGAUUAGCCAAAGUGAUUGAGAUACAGGAUAGUCAAGGCGAAGGUGAACUUAAACUCCGUGUCCUCAGUGAUCAUGUAGCCCAAAGCGCUGGCAACCUUCCGCCAAGGUCUCAGGAAUCCAUGGAAAGAGAUUUGACAAAUCUUAGAUUUGAAAACAAAAAGUUUACCACAGCUGUGAGUGAUGUUAUUCGCGGAAUCGAAGAACGAAUUCAACAGUGGAGCGAGUACGAAAACUCUUUGGACAGAUUAUUGGCUUGGCUCUCCGAAGCCGAAGCUUCUCUGAAGAAUUACACUCUGCGUAAUACAAUCGAAGAAAAGCAGGAACAACUAGAAAAAUAUCAGGAUCUGCAAAAAAUAACGGAGUCUCGAGGUUCAGAUGUGACGGAACUGGUAGCGCUGGGUGACCACCUCGAUCAAUCAUUGAUCGUGAAUUUGCGCCACAAUGAAGCCGAGUUUGACAAAAUGAGCGAUGACUCUUCGGAACUUAUACAAAUUAGUGGGGAAACAAGAUUCUCCGCAAGCGUUCAGCAGGUCACGUCUCGUUUCCAAUCCAUUCAAACAACUGCCAAGGAACUGAUAAAGAAGUGCGAACAAGCAGCAGCUGAUCACCAGGCCUACUUGGAGCACUACAAGCAUUGUUCAGAAUGGCUGGCAACCGCACAGUCGAAGUUCCAAACUUCUCGAGAUGGAAUUUCGGGAACUCGUCAGGAGUUAAUUUCACACAGUAAUGCAUUGAAGGAGCUUUUGGCGCAGCAGGCUUCAGCCAACCUUCUGGUAAACAGUACAGUUGAAGCUGGCGAGCGCCUUUAUCCUACCACUGGAGUGGAGGGCAGAGAAAUUAUCCGGCAGCAGCUUCUGGAGCUCCAACAAGCCAUGGAAACGCUCUACGAUGGCGUUGCGUCCACAGAUCGUGAAAUACAAACGAAACUCUCACGCUGGUCAGGCUUUGAUGAAUGCAGUGACGGAUUCAAAAAGUGGCUGGAGGAAGUCGAAGCACAGCUACCCUCAGAAAUCGAGCUGAAGACAACCUUGGAUGAAAAACGUGCGCAGCUUCAAGUCUAUCGCACUUUUCUGCACGAGACUCAGUCUCAUCAACAAGACCUGUUCAAUUUACGCGACAAAGCGGACAGCCUUCCAGAUCGCACAGACAAAAUUGACCAUGUCCUCGAUGAACUUUCCAAAAAACAUGCCUUCAUCCUAAAGCGUGCUCAAGGUUUCGUUGAAAGAUAUGAAGCAAUAGUGAGCGAUCAUCAGCAGUACAGUAAGGCUGUUCUCGACACCCACGAAUGGCUAGAUGCCACUCAUAACGCAGUGAAUCUUUGGGGAGAUGCGGAACUGGAACGUGUUUCUUUGCACACGAAUCUCGACCGCCUGCAGAACCUACUGCAAAGUCUUCCCGAGGAUGAGCCACGCGUUCAGCAGAUACGAGCGCUGGGCGAAAAGGUAAUACCUGGAACAUUGGAAUCGGGACAAGUGAAUAUCCGUUCGCAGAUCGACUCCUCUCAGCAGGAAUGGGAAGGGUUGGUAUCCGCUGUAAAGUCAACUAUCGAAGCGUUGGAAAACAAGCUUCAACAGUGGAACGAAUUUGAGUCAUCGAAGGAAGCAUGUUUUGCUUGGCUACGUGAAACCGACACCAAACUGCACGCGGUGGAUCUGAAGUCAACUCUGCAAGAAAAGAAAGAUCAGUCAGAGAAACUUCGCGCUCUUCAGGGUGAGGUCAGGGCUAAGGAACUUGAAAUAGACGCAGUCACAGAGCGAGCUCAACAGUUGCACAAGAACAUCACAUCACGGACCUCGCAAAUAUCUGAACUUGGAAUAAAGUAUCAGCAAAUAUCGAGCAAGGUUAAGGAUCUCAACAAUCGUUGGCAACAGUAUUUCACCAGUCAUCAAGAAUUUGACCAUCACUUGUCCGAGUGUAUGCAGUGGCUUGAAGACAUCAGAAAUAAAUUGGCUUAUUGCUCCGACCUUAGCGCUUCGUCGCAGAAAGACUUGGAGAGUAAAAUGGAAAUCAUCCAAGACCUGCUCUUAUACAAGGAAGAUGGAUUCUCAAAGGUUCAAGGCAUCGUUGAAUUGGCCCAGACGGUACUCGCGAAUACCGCACCGCCUGGACAUCAGGCGAUAAACGACGCUCUGGCCAAGCUUCAAGAGCAAUGGAGUGCCUUAGCUUCGAAAAUGCUGGAAACCAAGACAAACCUGGACGAUUCUAUAAAUAAUUGGGCUGGUUUACUCGAACAAAUUCAAUCGAUUAAUAAAACCGUAGAGUACAUGCAGACUUCGGUUAACGAAAUAUCACAGUUUCAGUCUACAAUGUCUGAGAAGCGAUCCCAAUUAGAGCGAAUCAAGACCUUGGAGGAACGCGUCCGUUGCGAAAAUAUCGAAGUCGAUAGUCUCAAGGCCAAGGUCGCCGAGAUGAUAGCUAGCGGACAACAAAGCCUAGCUGCCUCACAAGCACAGGACAUUCUAAACAAGUUUGACUCCCUAUUUGAGAAAAUCAAAUCGCUUCUUUCUGAACGCGAGGAUCAAUACAAAGACCACCGUCUUUACAAAGAGGCACACGACGAUCUUAUCGGCUGGCUCAGCCGUGCUCGCGAAAAAAUACCAUCGAUGAAGCAACGAUCGCUCAGUGAUAAACUUGCAAUUGAAAACGCUGUUGCUCCACUUGAAAGUCUAUUGAAUAAAAAGGCUCAGGGUGAAUUGCUGGUCGAACACCUUCAGCACACUGGUGAAGUGGUCUGCGCAAGUACCAGUGAUCAAGGACAGGAAGUAAUUCGAAACGACAUUCGUGCACUCACUGAGAGUUUUGAAGGGCUAUUUAAAGACAUCAAGCAACAGAAAGAUCAACUGGAAGCCACCGUUAGUCAGUGGCGAGAUUAUAAGGACGAAUACGAGAGACUCAGUGACUGGCUGCAACAAUUCGAUAUCUUAAUAAAGGCACAGAAGAACGCUCUCUUACCAAACGUGAAAGAGAAAGAAAAGCAGGUGAAGGAAGUCAAGGAAAUACUGGAAAACUUGCUCAAGGGACAAGAGCAAAUAGACAAAUUCAAUAAGACUGCAUCGGGGUUGUUAUCUUCACAUCUUGACACAUACGUGAACAACCAACUAAGGCAUUUGAACUCCAGAUACCAAGUACAAGUGAAUCUUGCCAAGGAUGUCGUUAAGAAGGUGGAAACGAACUUUGCUCAACACCAAGAGUACGAAACAAAUCUCGGCAAGGCUCACGCAUGGAUUGAGAAUGCUAAACAAAUUAUUCGCCAAGGUACCGAAGCUGCCUCUACAAGCAGCCGGGAUGAAUUACAAUCCAGACUGAACAAAAUACAAGAACUCCUCAGAAAACGGGAAGAUGGACAAAAUUUGGUACAUCUUACCGUAAAUUGUGGCGAAAAAGUGAUGCGUAACACGAGAUCUGACGGCCGUGAAGAGAUCAACUCACAAUUGAAGGAAAUCCAAAAUGAUUGGGAGAGAUUGGUGAAGAAGAUAUCGACGACUAAGGUCCACUUGGAGACCAGCCUUCUUCAGUGGGCCGAUUAUAGCUCUUCAUACUCGCAGUUACAGCAAUGGAUUAACGACCGUGAGGCAAAACUACAGCAAGUUUGCGAACAGAAGGUAUCGAAGGCCAGGAAAGGUCUGGCUGGUCUCAGUUCACUGGCCAUCGGUGAAAGGAAGGCCAAUCUGCGCCAGACGAACAGCAUCGUUCAAGAUAUCGUUGCAUUCGAGCCUAUGAUUCAAUCUGUAACGACAAAAGCUGAGGAUCUUCAGCAGGCAACGCCGGCAACAGAAAUAUCAAUCAAAUACGAAACGCUUAGUAAACAAGCCCAGGAAUUGUAUGCUAAACAGAAGGAAACCGUCGAACAGCAUCAAGCAUUCAUUGAUAGUGGUAAUGAGUUCAUUCAAUGGAUCCGUGUUGCGAAGGAACGGUUAGGAAAAUGUUCGGAACCUACUGGAGAUAAAGAGUCCCUUUCUAGCAAGAUCACGCAGCUGAAAGUGCUGGAGAGUGAACUUCCAGAAGGCCAACAGAAGCUCGAGAAAGCUCUACAACAAGGUAACGCUGCGUGUCAAGUGGCUGAUGCCGAAGAUAAAGAAAUUAUCGAGGAAGAAGUUGCUCUUCUCCAAGAAGAGUACGAUAAUUACGUCGAUUCCUUGAACAGCACCAAAUCUCUGCUUGAGAUUGGUAUAGUCAAGUGGACUGAAUAUGAAGAUCAGUUUUCUGAAGCCUCUGAUUGGUUAACGCAAACUGAACAGCUGGUGCGACCAUACAACAAGCUACAGGAUAGCCUUGAAGAAAAGAAAACUGUACUAGAAGAAUUUCAGGUUCAUUUGCAGACGUUGUUCGAUUGGCAGAAAGAAUUGGAUCGUCUUAAUAUGAAGGCACAGAUGCUUCUCGAAACUUGUGCUGAUACCAGAAUCUCAAAUGCUGUUACUCAGCUGACCACAAAAUACAAUGCGUUAUUGUCACUGGCAAAGGAAAUUAUGCGAAGAUUGGAAUUACAUUAUCAGGAGCAUCAGCAACACAAUACCCUCUACCAAGAAUGUGAAGAUUGGAUUGAACGAACACGCGAUAAGCUGGGAGAGUGUAAAGAGAUACCAAACACGUUAGCAGAAGUGAACAACAAGUUGCAUGCCUGCAAAACUAUUCGUCAGACUUUAGAACAAGGUCAGAACAAGCUUCGCUAUGUGCUUGAGUUGAAAGAAAAGGUCAUUAUGAACACGGAGCAGAACGGUGCGGCAAAGAUUCAGGAGGAUACUGAAAAUCUGAAAACUGAAUUCGACAAGCUAUUGGCAGACGUCGAAGAAGCGAAGCAGAAACUCGCUACAAGAGCUGGUGUCUUAGAAGAGCUUAACAAAAUGCAUAGGUUGAUCGCUGACUGGAUUGAAGAGGUCGAACACAAAGUACAGCCCGAAGAAGGAUUCCGAAAUGACCUCAGUGAGAAGCGAGCUCUCCUCGAGAAGUAUAAAACGGUGCAACGUGACAUAAAUGGUCAUGCGGAGACAGUAGAUCGCCUUAAAGCUCGUCUGAUCGAAGAUUCAAGCAUCCCAAAAGACGCUUACGAAGCGACGAUUGCAAAGUACGAGGAGUUGAAGACCCUUGUGGUCGCUAGAAUCAGUGACUUAGAAGAACAAGUGAAGGAACAUGACCGCCUACGCCAAGCUCAAAAUGAAGCCGUAGAAUGGGUUCGUCGCGCCAAGGUUGAACUGCAGCGAUACGGUGACACUCACGGCGAGAAGGCGAAGGUCAUUGAACGAGAGCAGAAGGUGAACCAGAUCAUAGCAUCCAUGCCAGAAGGUGAAUCUUUGAUCAAAAAGGCAGUGGAACUGAGCGAUUCUGUCAUUUUGACUACUGGCUCUGAAGGACAAGAUUCUAUUAAGCAAGACGUUAAGCAACUAAACGCUGACUGGGAAUCACUGAAGACUCAGUCACGUGACAGCCAAUGUACUUUGGCAAGCUGCAUCGUGACUUGGACCCAAUUCACAACUGCGUUUGAUAGCAUGAAGGAUUGGCUUGAUCAGUUCAGGAAGAAGGUCAGCAACGAGUCUGCCAAGGACAACAAAACCCCGGAAGACCUGGAACGAUGCAAACGUAUCGUUGAAGAGGCAGUUCGUCAGAAACCAGUACUCGAAGACCUAAACGAUAAAUGUGAAGCUCUUUUGGAAGUAAGCGCGUGUAGUUGGGCCAGGGAUAAAACAGUACAGCUUCAAUCAGCAUACACGACCCUGCUGACAGAAGCACAAAGUCUCGUAUCCAAAGUUGAGAAGAAUCUGUCCGACCAUACGGAGUUCCUCAAGGCUAAAAAGGAACUCGAAGAAUGGCUUCAUACUGCUCAUGGUUCUGUCCAAGACUGUAUUGGAGUUGGCGAUAUCGAGUGGGCUAAAGAUAAGCUGGAAACUACACGUGUCGUUGCAACACGAAUAACCGAGGGCCAACAUUUGCUAUCAACGUUGCAAGACGCGUUUGCAAAAGCGAUAAAUACCGCUCUUCCGGAACAACAAGAGCAGCUACGAACUGACAUGGCAGAUCUACGUUCAAGCUGGGAGCAGCUCAGCAUGGACCUCAACAGCAUUCAGGCGCAAGUGAAAUCGGUUCUAAGUCGGUGGGAGGACUAUGCAGAAUCUCGAACACGGUUUGAGAGUUGGCUGAGCGAAGCUGAAGAAUCCGUCAAGGUGCUUCCCGAGACGAAAGGUGAGCUUGGAGAAAUGAAAAGACUUCUGGAGAGGACCAAGCAUGCCCAAGACGAAGUGAAGGGCAAACGAUCUGACCUUGACCACCUGCUGAACGAGGCUGACGAAUUAUCCAGCUGGGCCAAGAACAAUACCACCAAGGAACAGACUAAGCUGUUGCUGAAUCGGUGGGAGAAACUGGGUAGUCACGUUCAGGAGCGGAAACGACUCCUUGAGGAGGAGCUCCAGGAGUACAACGGUUAUCACGCAGCUCUUCAGGAGACUGAAAAAUGGUUACUGCAAAUCUCAUUCCAGCUUAUGGCUCAUAACUCAUUAUACAUCACCAACAAGGAUCAGACGAUUGAGCAGAUAAAACAGCACGAGAUUCUGCUCGAAGAGAUUCAAAAGUAUCAGUCUACACUCGAUGACCUCAGAGGGAAAGGAUCCGGUCAGAUAAAACGCUACGUUUCAGCCGCUCCGGGGAUCGAAUCAACCAUCGAAACGCAGCUCCAAAAUGUGCAGGAAAGCUACAAUGCUCUCCUGGGCACUGCACUUCAGAUAAAGAACCGAUUGGCCGAGUCUUUAGCGAAGUUCCAAGAGUAUGAAAACACCCUUGAAAGCAUAAUGAAGAACCUGGACACUUACGAGCCGGAAAUUGCUCAAGAGUUGGAAGCGCCGAUUGACAAUCUGGAAGAUGCACAGCGCAGUUUGGAGAGUGCGAGAAUACUUCACAAUAAAUUGCAAUCAGAAAAGGCGCGCCUUGCUUUAGCUGUAGAAGCCUGCGAAGCCGCUGCUGCGUGCGUUUCUCGACCCGGAAGUCCGCUCGACGCACCACCUGUACAAAUUCCAGCUAGAGAAGUCGAAGUGCGAACUCGGCUCGAAGACCUCAUAGACCAGAAAAAUAACGAGGAUUCAGGAAGACUGAAAGCUCUGCUAGAUAUUAUUGAGCACAGCGGCUUCUUAGCGAAACUUAAUUACAUGUAUGACAAGAUGCAAACGCACUUGACUACAGUCACUGAGGCGGUUGGUUCUCUUGAAGAACGUGCCCAUCAGCGGAACGCCCUGAACGUUUGGGUGAACCAGCAGCGGGCUCUUUGCGCCGAGUGGAAGUCGAGACCAGCAAAAUUGCGGCCAGAAGCUGCACACACCGAGCUUCAAGCGAUGAACGAAUUACUGGCUGGGGUUGGAGAGCGUCGAACUCGCGCCCUCACAGAACUUUCCUCGGCUCAGGGCGGUCAAACCGAUGACCUUGAAUCAGGCCUCAACAAGUUAGAGGGAGAAUUGAUCGAGGCGAUAGCCGGGAAGCAGGCAACCCAAGACCUGAUCGAGAGGUACAGAUCUCACGUUCAGGACAUUCAGACUUGGUUCGAUAAUUUGUCGAAAAGAGCAGACGUUGUGGACAAGGGCAGUGGUCUGACAAUUGCUCAAAAGAUCUCCACCGUUCAAGAAAUCACCGCCGAAUUCGAAUCUCAGGGUCCAGGUAAGCUGGAUGAAGUCAAGAAGCUUGGUGACCUGGUUAUGGACUCGGUCAGCAAUCUUGACUCCCAGCAAAUUGAGGAGCAGAUAAAAUCCGUCGAAAGGAGGUACGGUGACAUCGGUAAGAAGCUUCAACGCAAGAGCCAAGUACUGGACAUGACCGCUCAAGGUAUUGAAGCCACGAGACGCGAGAUUGAAGAAAACAGAAAAUGGGUCGCUGAGAAAAAGCAAGUUGCCAGAACAUCUGAGCCCAUUGGUUACGAAAGCAGAAUGGCCGAUGAGAAGCUUCUGUCUCUCAAGGCACUGCUCAAGGAGGCUGAGGGAAAACAGGUCCUUAUUGGAACACUGGAAAAAAGGGUCAGCAACAUGCAAAAUGAGUUGGAAACCAGUGAACAACAACAACUCGAGUCAGACUCGCGAGCACUGCGGGGUGAGCAGGCGGAGCUGUGCUCCAUUCUGAGGGAAGAAAUUUCGGGUACCACAGCGGCUGCGGAUGCUCGACGAAAGCUCGAGACGGACUUAGAGCGCGCUCGACUGUGGAUAAAAGCGAAGAGCAGCGACCUGAAGAAGCUCAGCGGCUAUUUACCGUUGAAGGCGAAAAAAGUGGAGCAAGAUAUCAGCCAGCACCAUGGUUUUGAAUCCGACAUUGCAAACUUCAACGAGACCGAACUCAACGAUGUCCUUAAGCAAGGUAACGCGCUGCUCAAGGAUUGCACCGACGAGGAUCGCGGUCGGCUUCAAGCAGUAUUGAAUACCGUUAACGAAGAGUACGACGCGCUGAAGAAAGAAGCUCAAGAAAAACAGGCGGCCCUUGCUGACCUUCUCCAAGGACGAAAGGCCUUCGAAAAUGACUUGGACAGGUGCCAACGAUGGAUCAACGAAGCUGAGGUCGCAACGUCUGUGGAACUCCGUACCACCAGCGUCGAUGUCCUUCGCGAACAACUGGCCAAGUACGAUCGACUAAAGAAAGAAGCGAACGAGUACGCUGACGAAAUUGAGAACAUAACGCAGCAAGGAAAAUCGAUCCUUCCGACAAUUAGUGACGCCGAUAAGCUAGAGCUUAGUGAGCAACUGAAGAACUUGAAAGACUCGCAUCGCAGAGUAGCUGGCAUAAUCAAUGAGAGAGCCUUGGCCCUCCAGGCGAGCAUAGCCGAAGCUGAAGAGGCAGCUGCGAGAGUCGCGGAAGCGGUGCAAUUCAUGACUGACAUACAACGAGAGCUCCAAGAACUGAACAAGCCGAUAGGGUCUCGCGCCGAAGAUGUAGAAGGCAUGUUGGCGACUUACGAACGAAUCUUAGGAGACCUGAAGGCCAAUAAAGCAAAGCUGGCUGACCUGCAGUCUGGAAACGUCGGUGAUCUUCACGGCGUUGUGAGCCAGCAGGAUGACCUGAUCAGAGCGCUUGAGUCCCAGAUAGCGAAAUUACGCCAACUCCUUCUGCUCAGACAACAGUUCAUUGCUCUGGUAACAGAGAUUAUGACCUUCAUUACGAAAUACACUGGGGUAGUUAGAGAUAUUGAAAAGUCCGGCCAGACGACUGAAGAAAAAAUCAAACGCUAUGACGACGUGAUUUUAAAGAUCCAGGAGUGCGAAGCGACUCUGGCUAGCGCUACUGACAAGGGGCAGCAAAUCGCAGCCGAAGGAUCAGCGGCCGACCGAAACAAUGUGACCGAACAACUUCAGUCCCUCAAGCAGCAACUCCAGUCACUGAGACGCGCCGUCGAGUCUCAACGCGAAGAACACGAGUUGGCCGCUGCCGAACACAGACGAUUGGCGAACGAAUUGGCAGAUAUUCUCGACUGGCUUCAAAGCAAGGAAAAGGACGUUAAAUCUCGUCCGCUUCUCGAACGCGACUCGGCGAACGUUGAUGCGGAACUGAAGAAGCACAAGGAACUCUGCGACAGUGUCAAUGAAAAUCUGGAGAGAAUACGCGUCCUGAAGGAAUCCGUCCGCCACGAUGAGGGCAUGCCUGGUUCGCUGAAGGAGAUGCUCAGCGAGGCUGCCUCUCUGAUGACAUCGCUUCCUCGGGAAAUGGACGAUCGUGGUACCUACCUUGAAACUAACAGACUGAUGCGUCUUGACUACGCGGCUUUGACAGAUAAACUGCACGCUUGGGUCAGGGAAGCUGAUAUCCGAUUACAGAGCGAUAAGGACGGCCUUGACUUUGAAAAUAUACUGGCCGACUUGGAGGAGCACAAGAUCUACUUCAGCACGGAAUCAUCGAUACGGGAGUUGGUUUCACAGCAGAUACAGCAGGCAGCGGACAAAAUCUGGCCGUCGUUGAACAGUUCGGAACAGGAAGAGCUGAGUAGGGAACAACAGCAGCACACUCAGCUGCUUAAGAAUACCUUGAAUACUGCGAAAUCGCAACGCGCUCGUCUUGAACAAGGUGCUGAGACUUGGCGUGAUUAUUCGCAGACUUUAGAACGCGUUCGAGCUGUAAUUGCCAGGACCAGGUUCUCCGAUGAUCCCGUCAGCACUCUGGCCGGUCUGCAAUUCAACAUUCAGAAAAUUACUCACGCCCUCAACGACAUUCAGAAUCAACAGUUCGAGCUAGAUCUCCUGAACGAACGUGGAAGGGAGGUUCUAGACCAGGCCGACUCUGCAAACAAAUCUAUUAUUGAGACACAAUUGUCAGCUACGACUCUUGAAUGGCGUGAUCUGGUUUCCGGACUCGAAGGUCGCCGCAACACUCUUGAGGCUCUUUCUCGGCACUGGGAGGAACUCGAGGCGCAAUGGUCCCAGGUCGAAGCACGACUCAACGCCAACGACGAACGAAAUAAACUUAUCGAUAACAUCGUCCGAUCGAAACAGCAUCUCAUAGACACAACCAAGUCUUUGGAUGAGCUUCUGGCCGAGGGUGAACGACUGAAACCGGCAACCGACGAGGUGCGAACGCUCGCUGGUCCCGUCCUUGCCUAUCUCGCUGCCUUCACCGAAGAGCCGGCACGCAUCCUUGAAGAACGUCUGAAGAAACUUUCACAGUCGGUGCAGUCGCUUGUCGAUUCACUACGCAAUAAGUCCAAGAAGGCAAGUGAGGACUUGGAAACACUCGAAACGAUCGAACACGAGGUACAGGAGUUGAAGAAGCGAUUGGAAGAGGUCCAUCACCAGACGACCUCUUUAUACGUUUUCGGGGCGAACCAGGACGCGACUGAGACCGAACUCGGGGCGCUCCGUUCGUACCUCGAAGGGCUUGUCGAGACGGGCAAGAAGCUUUCGGGAGACACUAAGGCGCGGUACCAAGCUAGCCAGCAGUUGGUUCCAACCGAUAUCGGCCAGCAGCUGACUGCUCUCGAACUAGCGGCCGAGAGCGCAGCUUCAGCGAUGGAGGAGAAGCAACGCGAACAAAAGCGAGCAAGAACUACGCGCUCUGACUACAUCGCCGACGUCGAUGAAGUCCAGACGUGGAUUCGUGCCGCUGAGCUCAAGGUGCAGGAUCGUUCCAUGGAGCCUUUGAAGCUCAAGGAACACCUUCAGCAGAUACAAAACGAGAUUGGACUGAUUACCGAUAAACUGGAAAGGCUGACUAGAAACGGACAGGUGAUAAUUGACAAUACGAAGGAUGGAAACGAGAGGGAACUCAUAAAAAGCACAGUCAACAACUUGACCGAGCAACUAGCUCAGGUACGAUCAUGGCUCGAGGAGAAGAAGCAACAAGUUGGCGACACGUUGGACGCGUGGCAGAGAUUCCUUACACUUCACGAAGCGGUCAUGGCAUGGAUUAAGGAGAAACGGGUCUUCCUUGUUGAGCCUCUGCAGCUUAGUACUUUGAUACAAGCCAGACAGAGACUCCACGAUUAUUCCACCGCGGUAAAGAGCUGCAAGCAAGUAAACAAGAAUUUGAGUGAAAUGAGCAAGGAGUUGGAAGGUAUAGGUCAGGUGACGAACGUCGGAAAUCUUCCAGAGAAACUGACCGAAGCCGAAGACGCCAAGGUUGAGGUCGAAGGUCAACUACUCGAAAGGAAUUCUCUUCUCCAAGAGACGAGCGAAGAAUGGGAACAGUGCGAGAAGAAGAUGAAAGACGUUAGGAGUUGGCUAGACAAAGCUAGACAAACUUUAGAGUCGCCUCAAAGCAAGAAAAAACCGCUAAGGGAUCAGCACGCGACGAGGGAGAAGAUGCUCAGCGACAUUACCAUCCAGAAAACGAAGAUAUCCAUCUCGGUGGAAAAACUGCAGGUUCAUUUCAGGUCCGGAGUCGGUGGUGACACACGGAUUAGCGAAGCUGCCAACGAACUGAUCAAGGAGUUGGAUGUCCUUCACGAAUCUGUCAAGGAUCAAACCGCUUCUUUGGAGACCUGCCUCGCCCAGAUUGACCAGUACCAACAGGAGAUUCAGCAGCUUCGUCAACAGAUUGUCCAGGUUGAACAGCAGCUUCGAACAGUGCUCAGUCCGACGUAUCUACCCAACGAUCGGGAAAGAGCGCUACAAGAGCAACAGGCCUUGCAGACACAGAUGGACGGUUGGAGGCAACGCUCGAGAAUUCUGGUGGAUCAGAUUCAUGCAGUGGACCCUUACUAUAUUCUCGGGGGUGAUGCGAAUCCCCGCCAACCCGGGCUCAUUUCUUACGCAGAUAUCGCUGCGGGCCGCAUGAGUCCAAAUUCUAGAGGCGGUAGUCCUCAGAGGGCCCAACGCGAUGAGCCUCCUCCUCAGGUGCUUGUGCACGUUCUGCAUCCGACGCCGGCUAGGCAAACCGUUGUAGAAACCGUUAGUAUCUCGGAGCCACAAGUGCCCGUUCAGCCCGUUCAGUAUCAGCAGCAACCCGAACCAGCUGCGGUCGAACAAGUAUCGACACAGCAGGUAACAGCCGUCGAGUAUAAACGAGAGAAACAAAGCCGAACGAUAUCGGCGAGUAAAGUUAGCGCCACUGAAAGGUCGACCGGAAAUUCGUCGAUGCAAAGAAACGUCGAACGUCCAUCGAGACGCGGGCGUUCUCCGACUCGGAAGGAAGCGUUCAAACGAAAGGAGAAGGACUCCAGAGAGCCCCAAGCGGCGAAGGAGGUCAAGGAAGUACCUUCGAUACAUGUAGAGACACAGCACUACGUUCAUAAUGUCCGCGAGGUGUCCGAGGAGCCUCAAACGCGUCAGUCUAACACUCUUGCGCCGCGUGAAAUCAGGGGACGUUCUCCAAGUCCGAUAUGGAUUCCGGGUUCAACGUCUUACGCGGACAUUCUCAGAGGAAGAAUGCAGGCCGAACUUCGGGCGUCUUCCGAAGCAGCGUCUGACUCUCGAGACAUGGUGCAACUUUCGAAGGAAACUCGUCAUCAUGCGCCUCGAGAAGAUGUUGUCAAUCUAAAUCAGAGCGCGGAAAUGGUCGUCAGCCACGUUGAAGAGUCUGUGGCUCAACCCACUCACACAAUGGAAGAAGGCAAGCUACCAAUCGAAGCUCAUAAUAUUCCCGCUGGCCCUCAAGCUCCCAACGUUGUUACAGACUCGUAUCAAAACAUAAGUCAGUUGGACGGUUCAAAAAAUGUUGAGGAAAUAAGCAGAGAACAGAUAACCCGUUACACCAAAGAGACGACAAAUUGGGCCGACGAACCGGUGGAAGGUUACAACGUAAUCGAAAAUAAGCACUACGAAACUAUCAAUAGACCUCCCGCAGAGAUUUACGACUACAUUCAUCCUAUGCCGGAACUCGUCGGUUACAUAAACUCACAACUUGGUGCCUAUCCGGUAACUUCUUACGUCUACGCACCGGACUCGCAGCAGGUCCAACAGUUGGACGCGAUUCCAUUGAAUCCUUACGAAAGUCACAUGGUCGGUUACACAAGCGAGCAUUACGUUACGCAGGGAUCUUACUUGCCGACGACUGCAGAAUUGUAUCAUCAACAUCAGCAAACAAUUGUACAGCAAACACCUUCUAGUAAUGUAAUUGAGAUGGAGCAACAACAUGUGCCGGAUGAUUUCUCUUUCAAUCAAAAUAUCCCUCAAAAUAAUGUGCCAGUAUUAACUGAACCAGCCGAACAAAUAAGCGAGCACGUCGAGCACAUCGAGCACAAAGAACAAGUUGUUACACAAACUAGUUCAGUUAUUUCUACCAGUGAAAUGACUUUACGACACGAACAGAGAGAAGGUUCUUUACCUGCUUCUGAUUCUCGUGGAAAAUCCUUCUCUUAUGCACAAAUAUUAUCGCAAGGACUUAGUCCGAAAGCCACGACGCCUCCUAGGGAAAAAAGUGAUAGUGAACAACAGCCACGCAGAUCCUUAUCGCCAAAAGAAUCUUCCCCUCCACAAUAUGCUAAACCUCAGCAGACGGGCAAUUUGGAAAAGACCCAGUUCUCGCAAGUGAAGAAAGAUAAUGAGUGGGACGUUAUGAAGAAGAAAGAGAUAAAGAAAAAACAGUAUCAGGAAGACAGACCCCAACGUGAGGAUGAUAGGAAGGGAUGGAAAUCCAAUCGGCGAACUGAGAGAAAUACUCCUCCGAGACAAUCGAGCGGAAGUACAACUACUAUAACGGUGAUGAAAGAACUAACCGAGCUGAAGAAAAAUGUUGAUAAUAUUCAAAGGCAGAGCCCAAGUGCCGUCGUUGAGCAGAGUGCCCACGAUGCGCAGCAAGCAAAGAAACGCAAACCAAAAAAGAAGAAGAUAGAGAAGUCUCAAGACGAUGAGAUUGAAAAGGCGCUCAAAGAAAUCGAAGAUAUGAAUAAACAUAAGCCGAAAACAGGGAAGGAGAAAUCCAAAGGUUCAAAUAAACCGAAAGAGAACAUUAUCCUCACUGAAGAGGUCAAGAUUGAUAACGACUCUGCAACGCAGAAUAUUCAGAGACCAACAAAUGAAGAAAAAUUCAAAGAGGCAAAGAAGCCUGUGAACGGUAUAGAAUCAAAGGAGAAAUCCAAGCCUAGAAAUGAACCAAAGCCUAAAGAACAAACUAAGGUAAAGCAAGAAACUCAGCUGCCGGAAAAAUCCGAGGCACAGGUUAUUUCAGAAAAUAGAGAUAAGAAAGGUGGUAAAUCCAAAUCUAAUAAGGAUGCUAAGAAAAAUAAGGACAAUGUCGCACCAACGGAUAAAGUCAAUACUACUAAGGAAAUCAUUACGCAAGAUGUAGUCAUUGCAAAGAAAGAGCAGCCCGAAGAAGACAAAAUUGCAGGGGAUGAUACCAAGGUAAUAGACAAAAAGAAAAAUAAAAACGAAACGAAUGUUCAGGGAAAAGUUGCCACGAAAGAUGAGAGCAAACUAGAUAAACAAAUUUCCAAUAAGGAAACGAUCAAGCAUAAAGAAUCGGCGUCAUUGUCUCUCUCAUCUGUCACUGAUGACGUUUUGAAAAAUCAAGCUCAUUCGAAGGAGAAAACGAAAUCUGAGAAACACAUUAAUUUGCCAAAAGAAGCUAAAUCUGCGGAACAAGUAUCAACGACUGUAAAAACUUCUACUACAAAACAGGCUAUUAAGAAAGAGGAGUCCAAAUCGAAAGAUCAGGCAUCUUCCAAGUCCAAAAAUAAGCCAGAAAAACAAGAUACUCCCAAAAAGGAGAUCAAACCAAAAGAACAGCUUGUACGUUGUCAAGUUGAAGUCGACGCGAAGGGAACAACUCCCAGCAAAGGCCAGGAAAAAACUAAGGAACAAAUUUCAACUAAGACGAAAUCAAAGUCCGAAAAGCAAACUGUUUCCCCGCAAAAAGCUCAGUCAGAUGCGGAAAAAGUUCUCUCAGUUGAGACUGCUAUCAAACAGGAUGUUUCGAUGAAGGGUGAAGCAAAAUCUGAGCAGCCAAAAACUACUCCUUCUAUCGAACCCAAGCCCGAGGAAGUGAAGAAACUUGAAACUCAAGUGACUUCCAAGGAGACAGUCCAAUCUAAGAGUAAGAAAUCUCAGAAACAAGCUCAGUCAAAGAAAACUACUAAAGUUGAAGCCCAAUCUAAGGUAGACACACCUGCGAGUGAACCAAUCGUACCAAAAGAAAAAAGCAAAUCUCCUACGAUUGAAGGGACACAAAAAUCAACAGAUGUAACGAAAGAGGAGAAACAGGUGUCGAAUAAAAGCAAAUCUAAGGCUGAAGCAAAAUCUAAGAAGGAAGUACAGCCCAAGGAACAAAUCAUUCAAAAGAAGCCGGAAGGACCUGGAAAAGAAAUGAUAUCUCAGAAACAGGGUAAACAAGAGGAAGUUUCUACUUCAGCAGAAACAUUCACGACAACGAUUCAUACCAAAGAAACUCUGAAGACCACAUUUAUUUCCAAGGAACAAACAGUUUUAGCAGGUAAAAGCGAUCUACAGGUAAUGACUGCUGCAAAUCAGGUUAAGAUGGAGCAGCAGCCAAUAGAUAAACCUGUUUUCAAAGGAGAAAUUGUGCCAAUCAAUGAAACUGAAGGCAAGGCAAAAACCGUCAGUACUUCUCAGCCCCUUUUAGAAGAACAUCAAACUCCUGGCGAAACUGGUGUUCAAAUUGACACAAAAACUAAGAUCAAAGUUACUCGACAAUCUAGUCACAAGGAAAAUAAGUCGAAGACGGACGGCAAACCAGAGGAAUCAGUUCCGAUAACUACAGUAAGUCUCACCCAAGAGAUCUCUUCAACAGAAAAAAUUGAGUCAGAAAAAGGAAAAGUUGUUCAAGAAGAUAAGCCUAAGGAACAAACUCUCAUCGAAACUAAAUCUAUCCAAAAAGACCAAAGUGUCAUUAAGGAUACUGACAUCUCUCCUGUGGGAAUCAUCGGCACAUCUGAGUCUAAAAUAGAAGUAAUGAAAACCUCGACACCUUCACUGGCUGUUGAGACAAAAGUUGAACCACUCAAGCAAAUACCUUCGAAACCAGAGGAUCCUUCUGAGCUUUCGUCAAAUGCUGGCAAGAAAACCAAGCUCAUGGAACAACUUACCCCAAUUGCUGGCAAGAACAAAACUGUCUCUCAAAUAAGUUCCCAAGAAACAAUCACUGUUGUAGACACGAUAUCCACUAAAACAGAAAAAGUUCGUUCAGAUCAAAACGACUCGAAAGACGAUUCGAAGCCCAUAAGUCCUAUUGUGUUGAAGGACGAGCCUAAGUUUGAAGACAAAAGUAUCCUCGAUAAGAAAACCAAGCCUAUAGAAAAAGCUGACUCUAAAGAAAAUGAUACACCAAAGAUAGCAACUAAUUUGAAGUCAAAGCAGGAGAUCAAAGAUCAAACUCCCACCAAAACCAAAGGCAAGACCACAAAACAAAUUUGUCCUGAGCAACCAACAAGGUCUGAGGAACAAUCUAUUUCCAAAGUCGAAGUCAUUCCGAAAGAAGAGAUUAUUACAAAGAACGUGGUCGAAACGACGGUAAAAACUGUUACCAGUGUUCAACUUCAGCCAGAACAGGAUAAGAUUGUUGCUGAAAAAAACGUACCUGAAAAGGUAAAAGUUACUUCUGAAAAAGACAAAAUUGCUCCUAUAAUGGAAGCCGUUGUUUCGGGGAAGGGAAAAGUUACUUCUGAAAAGGAACAAGUUCUUCCUACAAAGGAAGAAGCUGCUCCUCAAAAGGAAAAGAUUAUUCCUAAAAAGGAACAGGUUAAUCCUGACAAAGAAACAACUGCUCCACGAAAAGAGAAAGUUGUUCCUGAAAAGAAACAGGCUGCUCCUCAACAGGAAAAUGUUACACCUGAAAAGAAACAUGCUGUUCCUGAAAAGGAAAAGGUUGCUCCUAAAAAGGAAACAGUUGCUCCUCAAAAAGAAACAGUUGCUCCUCAACAAGAAAAAGUUGUUCCCGAAAAAGAACAGGUAGUUCCUGACAAAGAAACAGUUCCUCCUCGAAAAGAGAAAGUUAUUUCUGAAAAGAAGCCGGUUGUCCCUGAAAAGGAAAAGCUUGCUCCUAAAAAGGAAACAAUUGCUCUUCAACAGGAAAAAGUUGUUCCCGGAAAGAAACAGGUUAUUUCAGAAAAGGAAACGGUUGCUCCUGAAAAAGAAACAGUUAUUCCUCAAAAAGAAAAGCUUAUUCCUGAUAAGAAACAGAUUAUACCAGAAAAGGAAAAGAUUGCUCCUAAAACGGAAAAAGUUCCUCCUAAAAAGGAGCAGUCUGAGCAACAAACUCCAUUUGAAACAAAAGGCAAAUCUGUGGAGCAUGUAGCUGAUGCAAAGAGUAAAACUGAUUCAAAUGAUGGUGCAAAACCAAAAGAUGAAAAACCUGUUAAGGACCAAGUUAAUCCUGAAGGUGAAAUCGUCCCAACAAAGGGAGAUCAACACCAGACCCAAGAAGUGACGGACGUUCAAAUCACGACCGCAUCGAAAACAGUCAUAGCUAAACAAACAGUGGAAUCUUCGGUAGGAAUUUCUUCUGGUUUCAUACGUGAAGAAGUAAUUACUUCCGAAAAAGAAAAAUCUGACGCACCGCCAUCUUUCAUCGUUGAAUCUUCACCAGAGGAACGUACCUCAUCAAAGGGCAAACCGAAGUCGAAUAAGCAAAAGGCUCCCAAAGACAAAGACGUAAAAUCUACUUUGAAGAACGAACCUUCCAUAGGAAAGUUUGCGCAAAAAGUUGAAAUUGUACCAGAAAAACCAAUUACUUCAACAACCCCUGUAAUUGAAGCUCCAAAAACUGACUUGCCCAUCAAAUCCGAAACUCAACUUAAAGUUUCUACCGAGGUUAAAAUCGAACCCACAAAGGAGAUAUUUUCUAAGAAUGAACAAAUCUCUGAGAAACAAAUCGUCGUCACAGAAGAUGAAAAUAUCUUGGAAAAAUCCACCUCGAAGGUCACGGUUGAAAUUAAAAAAGCAGGUGUCGCGGAAAUUGAGGAAAGGCUUGCUGAACCACAGUCUUCCAAAGUUAAAUCUACCCCUGUAGAGCAGGCUACUCCUAAAGAGACUAAAAUCGAAGAACAAACGUCGACAAAGAGCAAAUCUAAAUCUAACAAACAAAAUAAAUCUGUAACGGAAGUGAAAAGUGAGGAACAAGUAAUCGUCACUGCUGAGAAAACUUCCGACGCAACAAGUAAAAUUGAAAAUAAGCUGCAAUCUCCCGAGAUUCGCGAAACACCCAAGCAACUUGUUAACAAGGUUUCAUUUGAACAAACUAUUAGUGCUGUUGAUAAAUCUGAGAAAAAAAUCGAUGUCAAAGUUGAAGUUUUAUCCAACAUAGAUGCUGAACCUAAGAAACAACACAGCUCUCCCGCGACUGUACUUGCUGACAAGAACAAAAGAAAACAUAGCGAACAAACGGGCGAGUCUAAGAAAGAGACGACUAAAAUUGAAGAAACUAAACCUGCCACACAAGUUGUUUCUACAGUUGUUGAGACUACAAGCGCAACAACCAACAAGCCAGUUGAUUGUAAGGACAAAUCUGUAUCUGUGGAAAAAGUGACGGUUGUAUCGGAAUCCCACAGUACAUCUGUGUCCACCUCUGUAAAAGAGGAUGUGCAGUUUGAAACUAAACGGGCCGAAAUUACGACAUCGAUAAAACCGAGCGGACAUCAGGAUAAGCCUAAACAGGAGAACAUACCAGAGAAAUCGGGUGCUGGUACUGAAAUACAGACAAAGCUGAACGAGAAACUUGGAAAUAGCCAAAAAUCAGAGGUUAAAAAAUCAUCAGCAGUAGAAAAUCCGAGUACUAAGUCCACUAGUAAGCUAGAUGAGAAAGCUAAAUCCAAAGAACAAUGGAAAUCUAAGACAGAAAAAUUGUCUGAACCUACGGAGGAGGCUGAAAUAACAGAGCCAGUUCGGCCUGUGAGCGAUGCUGCGUUAAAACCAAAAGAUGAAGCCGAUUCUGAGGGUGUCCUUUCUCAUUUGAAGACCGAUACAAUGCUAGUAAUUGACGAAGGUCCUAGAGAGAAAAUCCAGACUGGAAAAGCUCUCAUCAUUGAGAAAACAGUUACCACCGUAACAACCACAACUGCUGGAUCAGAGGAAAUAAAACCUCCCGCUAUUAAGUCUGUCAAGUCCGUCGAAAUUUUAGAAAACGUUCCACUUCCGGUUACAGUAGGUACAAAAGAAACGGAAUUAAUAUCUUUGCGACCGGAAAAUGUAGAGGCUACGUUAACGACAACUUAUGCUAGGGUCGGAGACGUCGAUUCCGCGCCAAUAGAUCAAGUAGCUCAGUCGAUAGGUGAAACUGUUACGGAUUCGCAGUCGGAUGUCCAAAGUCUUUCCGCGUAUUCUGCUAUCGUUUCGUUGCAGGAAGAGGCUCCUUUGUUUGGUAGCGUUAAGGACAGGAGUAGAAGUUAUCUCUUAGCUUCAGAUGAAGUUUCCCAGGUUCCAAGUGCUGUAGGUGAAUCUAACAAAAUCAUUACCGACAAGAAAGAAAUUUCGCAGCAUUCGGAUGUAGUUUUAACCGAGGAAGAUCAAUUGUUCAUGAAGAGUAUUGAGAACAAUUUAAAAAAGAAGACUAAGAAGCGCCCCACCCUACCUGAAGAGUUUAUUCAAAAAGAAUCGCAACAAAUUGUAAAAGAAAGCUUCGAUUCUACCAGCGUUAGCAACACCAAAGUAGUUAUGGCAAUUGAUUCUGAACAGACCGUGAUAUUUGAUGAAACUACCAAACCUGUUGUCAAGGUAAGUGACGCAAAUAAGCCCCAGGAGAAGCUCACAUUGCAACCAAUGGCAUCUAAUAAACCUGAAAAAAUUAAACAUGAGGAGAACAGUGAAAUGAAACUUCAAGAAGUAUUACCUGAGGAAGAACCAAGCGACACUAGCAGUCCUACUGAAAAUCUCAAGAAUUCAGCAGAAAUUAUUAAACCAUACUGGAUAGACUAUCACCACUAUGCGGAUGCAGAGAGACAAUUCCAUCAGCACUACACUGUCGUCAAAACGAUAGAAAAACAAGUCUUACCAGCUGCUCCUGAAAAACUUAGUCCAUCAGAUAUUGAAAAAAUAAUCCAAGAAUCGAAGAUGCGUGAUCCAAAGAAUGCCUCCCUUCCGGCCCAACAGGAGUCAGAGGAAGAGCUAAGACUGCUUGCACUUUCCAAUGAAGCUCCCAAAUAUUUGGAAACGAACUUUUACGAUAUUGAGUCUAGAUGGGUCGAGAAUAAAACGCGGCGAGAACUGAUAAGUGCAACAAGUGCAGAAGAAGCAGAGAUCAAACCUUCUACAGACACUCAGGCCGAUUUGCAAUCGAAGUACGAUGUUUCUGAGGUGAAUAAACCAGCUCCGAAAGAGUAUUCUAAAACUACUCAACAUGAAAUAGAUGAGCAAACAACAUCGAAAAUAAUCAUUGACUUGCCAGUUCCAGAGCAGAAAGCAAAAUCCGAUAACGACAAACCCACAAACGUGUUGCAAGAUACAAAAGUAACAAAGUCUGAACGUUCCACGGUACAUGAGUCUCAAGUAGCUACCGUACAUAUUGUAAAAACGACUAAGGAAGAACAUACCAGUGAAGGUGAGCUACUUACCUCUACAAGCGGCAAGGAUGUUGCUGUUAAAGGAAAAGUGGAAGAGAAAGAAGCUUCGAAAAAGACCAAUCCAACGGCUAAGCCUAUAGAAAAGCCAAUUGAAGAAAAUGCUCAAAAACCAGUAGAGCAAAUAGAUGCGAGAGACCAGAAAAGUAAAAUUGUUUAUACGGCAGAAAAGACGACUGAUUCCAAAAUCAAAGUCCAAACUGAUGCUAAGCAGGAUACUACCAUCAUUAAGAAAGAUUCUGAACCAAGUAAGGAAGAAGAGAAACAUGUGAAACCAGUCAAAAUUGAAGAGACCAUUAAAAUGGAACAAAUUUCAGCGGAUAAAAAAUCACAGGAUGAAAUUAAACCAAUAGGAGUAAAUAAACAUAAAACUGCAGUCAGUGAAAAGAAACCAGAAACGGAGCAGUUGACGGUGAUACAGAAAACUGAAGCCAGUGAAAAGAAGCCAGAAACGAAGCAAUCGACGGUGGUACAGAAAACUGAAGCCAGCGAAAAGAAACCGGAAACGGAGCAAUCGACGGUGAUACAGAAAACUGAAGCUGUAUGUAAGAUUGGUGGCAAGGAAAUCGAACCUCAAGAAAUACAAGGAAAAGUUCAGCCAGAAGACCCCCAUCCACAAAGUAAUAUACGAAUUGUCACAAAAGAUCAACCAAAAUCUAACAAAAUUAGUAAGCAGCCCAAAGAUGGUAAAAUGACCGAUAAAAAAGAACCUACGAAAGAAGCAAUGGAAAAUGAGUUACCAACUGAAUCUACGUUUAUUCCAACACCACAGGCCGUUAAUGUUGAACAGGGUCCAGUUCCUAAAGACCAGGAAUCUAACGAGGCGCCCAAGAAGAAAAUUCAAAGUCACGAAGCACUUAAAGUAAAGGAUACGGUUCAAGAUGUUGAAGUGGUCGCAACGGAUACAAAGAUAAAAGUGGAAGUCGAGGUUAACACCGAAGAAAAGCUAAGUGUAGAUCAGAAGAGUAAGAAGAAAUCUCAAGAUAAGAAACAACCUGCUUCAAAGUCCGAGGUCAAACCGAAGAAACCACCGGCUACCAAGGACAUUCCAAUACCUACUACAAUAACUGUGACGAAAGAGGAAGUUAUUAUUAAAUCAGAAACUGCUGUUAGUACACCUAUUGUGACCGAGGAAAAACUUGGAAGUCAGCCGACAUUUGAGCACGAAAAUUCGCAACAAGAUCUGUCACUCAGUGUGUGCUCGAAACAGCCGAUAGAAGAGACAAAAAAGAAGGCUGAUGAUAUGCAGAAGCCAGAGGAGAAGGCAAAAGAACCAUCCAAACCUGCAGAUAAAAUUACACCGAAGCCGAAUAUCGAAACGGCAACAGUCGUCAAGGAUAAAAAGGAGCACGCCAUACAGAUCAAAGAAAAAACUCAGGAAAAAACUAAUACAUCGAAAAAACUAGAAGCUGUCAAAUCAGAAGAUGAGUCCAAAAAGUCUCCGGACUUGACAGUUAAAGUUGAACCGAAAACGAGUACUAAAAAAGCAACUGUCGAUAGCGAGGAAAAGCUAAAGAAUGAAUCAGUGUCUGCAGUUCAAUAUAAACAAAAGGAGGAAGUCCCAGCGAUUUUCGGACAGAAGGAAGAGAAGAAACCAGAUGUCCCUGCUAAGCCAAAGCCCGAUGAACCAAGUCAAGUUAAAUCCGAAGAAAGAAGUAAAUCUAUUCACCUUGUCUCUGAUGACUCAUGGAUGGACCUCCUGGACGAAGAUGUGGUAAUCGAAGACGAUGGCUUUGAGGAGUGGGAGGAAUCCAAGGUCAAGGUCGAUCAGAAAAUUAAAUCUGAAGAAAAGAUCGCUGUACAGCCGAAGACCAGUGAAAAACAAGCACAAAGUGCAGAAAUUAAAAUCAAGCGGACAACUGUGGACGAGAAGGUUACUGAUAAAUCCAAACCAAAAGAAGCUGUUGAGUCGAAAGCUCCAGUUGGAAAAGACGAAAGUGAAACGAAAGAAGUAAUCCAGAGUGAAGUGGAGGUUCAAACUAUCGUUCCGAUCAAACCAGUCGAAGAACCUAAAUCCGUUCAUUUGGUGUCUCGUGAUUCGUGGAUGGACACGAUUAUACUGGACGAGGAAAUGACUGUUUGCGACGAUGGUUUUGACGAGACUGAAGUUUCAGAACCCCAGGAAAAAUCGAAACAUACUAUCAAACCGUCACCCAAGAAACAAACGAAAGUCGAGGAGCACAAAAAGUCAGAAGCUGUUGUAGUAGAAAAAUCAGUCAAGCAAAGUGAGCAAAUCAAGCAAGAAAUUUCAGUGAACGUUAAGGAACCGAAAACUCACGACAUGGUUACAGAGCAAGAAAAAUCAACUAAACCAACAAAAAAACAGGCAGCUCAUAUUGAUUCCGAGCCAGAAGUGAAUACCACGGAAAUUACGAAAGGGAAGAAAGAAGGAAAGUCUAAAGUUGCCACAUCGGUUUCCGAAGACGUGAACGUUGUCUCUAAGAAAUCCAUUACUCAAGAAAAUGUACUAAAGUCUGUUCUCAAAACAGAAGAAACAGUCUCGCCUGAUUUAAAGGAAGAACCCGCCAAGUUCGACAAUCGACUAAAUCCAAAUGCCAAAUCAUGGGCAUCCGUCGUUGGAAAGAAGAGCGUGACUGACAGCCCUAAAUCUGACCCAAAUACCUUGCAAAAAGUAGAAACUACCGAACAGUCGCUGGGCAGGUCUGAAGCAACGCCAAAGGUUGCAGCUGUCGAAAUUAUAUCAGCUGUACAGCCUGAAACAUCUGACUUGCCGAAAAUAACAACUCAAGAAGAUAUAUCAAAGACUGCAACAGUUGAGCAACAGAAAGAAAAGACUCAAGAACCAGCAGCGCCAGUUAUAUCAGCGAAGAAAAAUAAGAAGAAGGGCAAACAUGUCGAAGUCAAACAGGCCGAGGUUCUUGAAAAAGAUGAGCCUGUAAUAUCCAUCGAUUCACUUACGACUAGUGCUCCGGUUAUCGAAUUCACCAUUUCCGAGACUGAUAUCACAAAAGAUGCUAAUGGUAAAUCGUGGGCUUCUAUCGUGGCAAGCUCGACAAAAGUCUCUUCCCAAACUCAUUCCGAGGAAUCAGCUACUCUGACAUCUCAAGCAAUCGCUACAGUUUCGGAUAAUGACGUUGAUAUCAAGACCGCGAUAUCUACCAAAGAUACUGACCAAUCACUUCUGGAAAAACCAACAGAAACUAGGACACAAAUAAAUAAAUCACCGACGCACGCACGCCCGCGCAAAGAUAAACCUCAUGGUAGAGAUAAACUAAGCGUGGAAGUUGUGGAGGCUCCGACGGUACGUGACACUGAAGCCUUGGGAGAAAAUAAAGAACCCGAUAUUUUGGCCUUGGUGAUGUCGCACGAAGAAAACAAACCGGCAGAAGUUGAUACGAGAUCGCAUACGGAGCCGCAAUCUUCACUUUGGGCUGACGAAAUUGAAGAUUUCAGUCUCUCAUCUGCACCAGAAGAAGUUUCCUCUUCGGAUAACACCGUGAAAGUUGAUUCGAAAUCGUGGGCCGCCAUCGUUGGGACUAAAACUACUGAAACAUCCACGUCGAUUGAGUCGGCUGUAAUUACACGCGAACGCAGUCCAGUUCACAAGUCUGUACCACCUGUUUCACAUGUACAAAUUCUUGUGGAAGAAGUUCCGGAAGUUGAACCCAUUGAAAAUAUUGUUAAAGUUGACGAUCAGGGAUUCAUGGAAUUUUUGAACAAGAAAGAACUGCGUUCCAGAAGGUCUAGAUCACGUUCUAGGAGUGCUAGGCGAGAACGGAAUGUUCCAUUGCAAGCCCAUGAAAUGACUGACCAAGAAUUUGGUAAACAAGGUAAUGCUGAUGCAAGAUCUCAAGAUAGAAGUGAUACGAAGGUCGAGGUUAAACAAGAAAGUCUAGCCAAAACGGUUGACAGAAGUCAUCCAGAUACAGGUGCUAAGGUAAAAGAUAUUUUGACACAAGAACCUGAUGUGAAGCAUAAGAAGGACUCUAAAAUCAAGGAUCAAACAAAGCCGAAACAACCAAAUCAAAAAGAAGAACCUACCAAGCAGCAGCGUGAAAGCAGAUCAAAAACUAAAGACGUUCCAGAUAAAGCUACAUCUGAGAAGGAAGUUAAAGCUACCAAAGGUCAAACAAAGGGAAAGAAUAAGGCUAAACCGAAAGACCAAAUUGUUUCUGCAGAUGAAGUACAGGCACCUAAUGAGCAGAAACCAAUUCCUCAAGCAAAAACAGAGGAAGGCAUUCAUAAAUCUGAUAUUACACGGGCAGCAAGUGAAAUUAAAGUCGAAAAAAUUGAAACGAAGAUUGAAGUUUCAAAACAAAAAUCAGAUGCGUUAGACAAAGCAAAAGCAAUUGAAUCCACUGAGACUGAAGAAAUUGCGAAGCCCACUGGUGAUGUCAAGGCCCACGAACCAAAAGUAAAAGAACCGAAAGAGAAACCAAAGGCGAAAGAACAAAAAACUUCUGCAGACUCAAAAACUAAAAAAGCAUCGAAAUCAAGUGACCAGGAUAAGUCUAACGAAAAGCUAGAAACGAAAGAUGUCGUGACAUCCGCAAUUGAUUCAAGAGUGCAGGAACCCACUUUGGAUGCGAAAACGGAAAAACUGAAGGUUGAUAAAACUAAGGUCAAAGAUGAAAAGGCUCAGGAAGAUAAAAAGUUAAAGAAACUACCAAGUGAAGAAGAAAAAACUGUCGAAAAAAAUGAGCCAACGAAUAAAGGAAAGACAAGUGCUGAGGUGAAGUUAUCGGAAUCUUCCGUGCUUGCUAAGGCAGAAAAAAUAAAGGAAACGGAUAAAACAAACAAAGAAAAAGUUCCAGAAGACAAAAAAUCGAAGAAAGCUCGCAAGUUGAGCGACCAAGAAAAAGCGAAAGAACAGUCUGAGGUGAAAGAUAAAGCAAAGACCUCCCCUGACGCUAAAUCGCAAGAAUCUGAAGCAUCCUCUACUCUUGAGAAAGCUGAAGAAGUGACUACCACAAUAGAUCAAAAGCAGAAGGAAGUAAUAUCGAUCGAAUCUGUUGAGACUAUUCAGCAGCGGAAAUUGAAGGAAAAAUUGGAGUCAAAGCAAAAAUACGAGUCAGAUCAGACGCCUAUGAAACCACAACCGCAAGAAAUACAGGUUACACCCAAUAUAAGUAACAAAACCGAGACUAAAGCAAAGGAGGAUAUAAUCUCUGAAGAAGUAAAAUCUAAAAAUUCCGCUAAGGUGGCUGAGCCACAAAAAAUCAAGGAACAGCCUGAGGAGAAAGACAAAACUGCAGAAAUGGCGUCGAAACAAGAAAAGCCUAUGCCAGCUGAAGUUAAAAAACCUGAAACACCGGCUUUGAGCGGAGAAACCAAAGUGACGGAUAAAUGCAAAGCGCCAGCAACGUCGGAGAAGAGCAAAUCAAAGAAAUCCACAAAAUCCAGUGAUCAGGCAAAGGUGAAGGAAAAUCUCGAAAUUAAAGAAGGAUCAAUUCCCAUCGUUGAUUCAAAAGCAGAAAUAAUUCAAACAACUGUUGAACCUAAAAAGUCCAAAGAGAAAUCUGAAAUACAAGAGCAUGAGACCCAGAAAACAACAAAGUCAGCCACGAAAUCAAGUGAUCAGAAAAAGACGGUAAUUGAUUCAAAAACUCUAAUUCCUGAAUUACCAACGAAAGUUGAAGACUUGAAGGACAUAGCUGCAGUAGUACUGCAAAACCUAGGAGCUACGAUAGAGAAGCCUAAAGAUCCAGUUACAGUAAGUAAGGAAAAGAAAGUCAAACAGGAAACUAAACGUGAAGAAGUAAAACCAAAAGUGGAAGCUAAGACAGAAGACCAGAAAUUAAUCGUUGAGGAGAAGAAAGUAAGUGAAGUCACUCAGACGAAAUCUGAACUAGAUACUGGCGCUAUUAAAACACCAGAUAAUCUCCAAAACAAAAAAGAAAAAAAAGAUAAGAAAAAGCAGCCAGAAAUUGUAGAUAAGGACAAAAGUGAGGCUCCGAGUUCAUCUAUGAAAUCUGAUGAAUCCAAAGAACAGUCGACUACGCGAAAGGAAUCAAAAUCACCUGAAACGGCACAGCCUAAAGAAGAGAAGAAACCCCAGACUGUGACCAAAGUGGAAAAAGAUGUUGCAACACCUCCAAAAGACGUGGCAGCAGAAUCCAAACCGAAAAAUUCAAAGCCAAUUCAGACUCAAGUCAAGCUUGAAGAAACAGUAAAGAUUGCAGUGGAAUCAAGUAUCAAAACAGAGAAACAGGCGGCAAGUAAAUCGAAGAAAGGUAAAGAGUCUGAGGAAAUUACCGCUGCUCAAAAUGAUCAAGUACCGAAGAGGACGGAAACAGUGGAAACAAAGUAUGAUGUAUCUCUGAAGCAACAAGUUGUCGAUGGUCAAUCGAAGCACGCUGUCCACGAAAAAGUUGAGACCGAUGAUAAGAUUUCGAUCGUUGCAAAGAAUGAGCUCAGCGAUCGAAGUGUUGAAGGUGAAGGAGUGUUAAAAGACGAUCAAAAAGUACGUGAGGCAAAGGAGAAACCUAAAGAAGAUAAGAAUUUGGACAUAGAUAAACAUCUAUCAAAAGCAAAACUCGAGAGUCAAACAUCAGACCCACUCAAAGACACUGUAAAAACUAGCGUCGAGACAACACUUGAGACAAAAACGAAGGACAAAAAAGCGGUUUCAAAGCCAGAGGAACCUACGGAUAAGAAUAAAAAAGCUGCAGAUACGGAACCUGAGAAACUCCAGCAAGUUGCUACUAAAAUUCCAUCAACCGGAUUACCGACACCUUCUACAACAUCAGCAGACGAAAUCGACAAACCAGGAGAAAAAGUUUCUUCCGCAAUCGUCACAGAGCUUAAAUUUGAACAAAAGCCGUUGAAAGAAGUGAAAGAAAAACUUGUCAUUGAAAAGAACAUCCAGGAGGAGGUCCCAGAGUCCCCUGAAGAAACGAUCAUAGAAACACAGCACCUUGAAUCUGACACAGCACCGAAACAGAAAGUGCAAUUUUACAUCGAUGACGAAGUACUUGACCUUAGUAAACACGAUGAGAAAAUCAUUUUGCCGAAAGAAGAGUCGGGCUUGACAGCUUUGUCGAAAUUCAUACCAUUAGACAGUGGUUUUUGGUUCGAAAAGUGGGACUACCACGAAGCAGAACGUCUUCUGUUCGAAAACUUAGCAAUCGUUGAGAAGCCAGAAGUAACAAAUGAAGACGAGCCCAGUGAUAAGGGUCCACAUGACAAAGAUGAUGACAACGACGACGAUAAUAAUUCUCAUCGUAACGGCCCGCAAGGUCUUUCCAAUGGCCUGAGUUCGCAAACAUCCGCGAGCGCGCCGCAGACGGAACGUUUAGUCGCAGAUCUUCCGGGCGGUAUCGGUAGUUGGACUGAUUAUAGCACUUACUUAGCUAACGAACCGUUAGAUAAUCAUCAAGACCUUCCGCCAGACCAUACAUCCGAGCUAGUUCGUAGAAUGGCAGAAGAGAUUAUAACCGAUUUAGAUGUUCCCGAUAGUCCGUUCUCCGAAACCUUGACCUUAUCUUCAACCCCUUCCCAUGCCAUACCGCCACCCUCUUCAUCUUUAGGUAGACAGACAGAAACAUCCAAGCAGCACUGGAGUUCACUCCGGGAGGUGGAGAGAGAUACCAUGGCAACGGCCGUGACCGUGGCCGAGAGAACCCGAAGGCUCAAGGAAUCGAUUUCGGAUGACCUUGCAUCCCUGAAGUUGGCAGUGACACGACUUGAGCUAUCAUUAGAUUGUUUGCCCGGAGAUAGCAUACAGUCUAUGCUUUCGGCACUUGUGACAAUACUAGCGGAUCUUCAGGUGUACGACCGACAGGCAGUCGACAUAAACACGUCAUUGGCAACGAUCCCCAGAGAUUCCGAAACUCAGCAAUUGUCAUCGACUCUCAAGGAAAUUCGUGCGCGAAUCGCAACCCUUUCAUCGCAAGCAGAGCAGGGAACUGUUGCGUUGGAGAAUGCACGAAGUGCACAAGAACGUCGUCAGCGAGAAGUCCAAAUCUACAUGUCAUUCCUGGAUGAAACUGAAAUAUGGAUUAGGCAGAUCAUCGCGACCAUACACGAAAAACAAUCAGUGACGGCGUGCAAGGUGCUUCUCGAGGAAAUAGAAACUCGGGAGAAGCGAGUUGCGGAAAUGGAGUCACUUCCCGAGGUGAGUGCCCUGGCGAAAACUAUGAGGGAGGCUCUGACGGACGUCGCGACGCGUCUACGAUACAAGCAGCAGGAGAUUGAGGACUUAGAGGAAAUGGCAGAGGCAGAAGAUGACGCGUCCGAGCGUGGGGAAGGUACUUUAGACUCAGCGCCUUCGAUUCACUCCUCUUUAGAGCACGAGCCCCAUUCUCUGCCAUCGCAAGCUGAUGUUUCCUUGCAAACCGGUCAGAGCUUGUUACUCAAUGCGAUCACGAUUGAAAAACCAGCCCAGCUGACAAAACAAACGUCAACGACAACAACAACUGUUCAAAAACCAGCUCAGCUCACGAAACAAACGUCCACCACUCAGAUACCGGUCUCUACCGCGUCUCAAACGAUGCCAACGGAAUCGAGCACACUCGUGAAGAGAGACGAGGACAACGCCCAAACUCAGGAGACGAUCAAAAUCGUAAAAUCUUCGGACGGCAAUCACGAUGUGAUCGAAAUAGCGACGAAAAAUGUGCCUUCCAGUACGAGCUCAGAAUUCAUCAGACGCGAACAAUUUGGGUCAAUGCCAGAUGACAUAGUGGUCGACAUGAAGUACCAAGACGCGCAGAAAACCGAGAGCGCGACGUCGGAGUUGAACAUAUCGCACGCUGCUCCGCAGGCCUUCGAAACUUUCCUGACAGAACCUGACGAUACGACAACUGAAGUAGUGGUCGACGCCGAUGGCACGAAGAGAAUCAUCGUUCGAAAGCUCCGGCGCACUUUGGUAACAAGCCAACAAACAACUCAACAACAUUUGACCACCUUGUCGACAGCAGUGGACGGUAACCCGCCGGUUACGCAAGCCUUUUCAGAGGCCACCAUGAGAGGCCAACAAGUUACCGUCACGCGAUCGAAACCCGAUGGAACUGUUGAACUGUCGACGACUCAGUCCUACGGGGGACGCGUUACCACUGGUGCACCGGGCGGCGAAAUCAACGUUGAAGAGUUCGAGACGGGACCUCAGCAUUCGCACCAAAUAAUCCAAGGCAACAUUCAGGAUUUGCAGUUUAAACCGAUAGAAGGUGAACCGUCGGCAGUAGAAUCUGGGGAGUAUCAAACUACCACUUCGAGCGUUCACGCCGUAGUCCAGCAAGUUACUCGCCGAGUGAUCAGAAGAACCAGGCGCACCAUUCGGAAGAUCACCAUAAUUGACGGCAAAGAAACAACGACUGAGGAAGUUAUCGAAGAACCGGAAGAAGUGGAAAUCGACGAGCAAGAUAUACCGCACAUUAGUAUCAACGUAACCAGAAAUGACAAUGAGAGAAUCAUCGAUAACAGUAUUGCAUUUGCUCCUGAAGGUACCACUGGAGUUGAAAGACAUAUCUUUGAUGCCCAGGCCAGUGCGCAGGUACCUCAGCCUCUACUUCCGGAAGGUACGGUGCCACUUACACCGGGAAGUCCGAUGCAAGGACCGUUCUUUGGACCAUUUGCCAAAGAUAUGACAUCAAAAUCUUCUUUUACAGAGACAAUUCAAGCUCCUACUUCCAUCGAGUCGAAGCCGGAAGAAGUUCUGAAGAAAUCGGAGAAAGGUAGUGACGAAGAAAGCCCCUUAGCCGCAGAAAACAAGAUGAUAGAUCAAGCUUUUGAGGAGCCGUCGAAAGACGAUGAAGGAAUUGUUGAAUCGAACAUUCAAACUUCGUUUGAUGUUAAAUCUGUGACUAUGGAAUCGGAACGUACCGAAACCCCUGUUGUGGUAGAUGUAAUUCCAAAGAUCACAGUUGUCGAGAAACAUGCUAUGGAAUAUUUGCCCAUUGAGGUAAAUGAUGCACACGACCAUCAGCCAGCAGCUGGUCUAAGUCAAUUGUUAAUCAACACUGAAAAAUGUCAAAUUUUGCAGACUCCUAUCGAUGACGUGUCGAUUGGUGAUUCAAAAACCGAACCAUCCGUAGAAACUGCUACUGCUGAGGAUGAUGUCGUAGCUCGCGCUAAGUGUAAGUCCGAUGCACCUAGUAAAGGUGACUCACAAAUCACGAAACUAGUAUCCGGCACGGUAGAAAUAGUAGAGCAUGCAGGUAGCAGCACAGUAGAAGAUUUUAAUAAACAAAGUAUCCCUGUGCCAGAAGAAAUGAACCGUGAUGAGCUCGUCAGAAUUCAGGAGAAAGAAGCAACACCUGAAAAACAGCCUUCAAAAGAACUAAGUCCAACAGCUGAACAAAAAUUAAUAAUAAAAUUGAUGGAGACUGAAAGCGUGGUAAUAGAACCGAUCGAGGCAGUUCACCAAAUACCUGAUUCACCUAAAGCUCUUGAAUCCACGACACCAUUAGUACUUGAAACUCAGCCGGUGCAAGAUACUUUAAAACUUAUAGCUGACGAUGAUAAAAAUAAGGUUCAACAAUCUACAAAAGAGAAUAUUGUCAUUCCAGAGCAACCAGAUAAUAAAAGAGAAACGUUCACCUACCAAAUUGUAACUCAUCAUAAAUCAAACGAUGACUUCAUUGAACACGAACGUGCGAAUGCAUUGACAGACCCACAAUUGAGUUCAGUCUCUUGCGGAUCCGAGUACAAACCAGUGAUGGAAAAGGUUGAAAUAUCUUUAUCGGUACAGAAGAAAGACGAAGAGGCAGGUUCAUCUGUAUUCGUAAGAACUGAGGUUGAACGUCCUGAGGUAGCUCCGUAUCACAUAGUGAAGGAAGACGUAGACAUUAAUCUCCCUGCAGAGAAACAAACAGUGCACGUAAUCCACAACAAAAUAGUUCAAACAAGCACCCUUCCGACAACUGAAAAAGAAACCGAGACGUACCCUGAGCCUUCUGAAAAAAGUGAAUCCGACGGUACAACGAGUAGGAAAAUUCGAAAAAAGAAAAAACAUAAAAAUAAACCUGAAACCCCUGAAAAAUCCGUUACAGAAGACUCCAGCGCCUCCAUUACUACCACGAUUGCUGAUUCUACCGAUAUUAACGUACCGAUGACAGAUUCUUCGAAACAUGAAUCUGAACAGCCGCAACCGGACUUGAAAGAUAUUACAGAACCAUUGUCUUUGAUUUCAACUUUCCGCGAUGAUAACUCGGAACCGGAUCAUGGUUACGAACCUGAUGACAAAACAACGGUAGAUGAAAUUUCUACCGCUGAGGAUGACGAAGGUGGGAAGAAAAAGAACAAGAAGAAAAAGAAGAAGAAGCAGAAGGUGAAAACUAAGCAUGACGAAAACUCAGAAGUACCUAAAACAACUACCGACGAAGCAGACUUCACGGAUGAAAUUAUUCCUGUUGAUUCUGAAGCGAGUCAAGUGGAUGCGAAGGAUAAGAAGCGUAGGCAGAAGAGCGAGGCUUUAUCGAAUGUUGAGAACAUAGAAAUCGAAAUAAAACCUAAAGAACCGGAACCGAUACGUACUGAGAUUGAAACGCAAACUGUCGUUGAAACUUGUGACAUAGGAGCCGGAGUCAUGUCACCCGAAAUACCACAAAUCAUCACAAGCUCAGCACAAACUUCACCUGAACCUGUAGUAGCGGACAACGAGGAACAAGAAGUUCAGACAGAAAAAUUGAGCGAAAUUAAUAUCGAGGUGCAAACUUCUCCAAAACCCGUCGUUGACGUGUCCAAUCAAACUAGUAAGCCUGAAACACCAGAUAUAGAACACUUGGCUAUGCAAACGGUCACGCCUAUUCCUACACCGACCGCAGAUGAUGAGGUGCAAACAAGUCCUGUACAGGAAGAGAAACCCAAGAUUGACGAAACUUUUGUACAAACGAGUCCAAUUCAAGUCGAAAAGCCGGUUAUCGAAGAAACGUAUGUUCAAACUAGCCCAGUCGAACCUGAAAAACCGCGUGCUGAGGAAACCUCCGUUCAAACGAGUCCUUUCGAAUCUGAGAAGGUAAUCCUGGAGGAAAACUUUGUCCAGACAAGUCCUAUUCACCCUGAAAAGCCGGUUGUUGGAGAAAUGCAGUGUCAAACCAGCCCGAUUGAGCCAGAGAAGCCAGCAAUUGAGGAGCAUUUCAUGCAGACAAGUCCAGUGCAACCUGACAAACCAGAAAUUAAUGAAAUCUACGUUCAAACGAGCCCAAUCGAACUCGAGAGGGUGGCUGUUGAUGUGGCUUUUAUGCAAACGAGUCCAAUUCCAGUGGAGGUACCAGAAAUUGGAGAAACGUAUGUUCAAACCAGCCCGAUUGAACCUGAAAAAACAGAGAUCGACGAUGCGCAAGUACAAACGAGCCCUGUCGAUUUAGAGAAGACAAAGGUUGACGACAUUCAAGUGCAGACCACUCCAGUUGAAGGAAUCACCAUAGAAUCUCAAACCUCUCCAAUCCAAAGAGAGCCCACCAAUGAAAUAGAGAUACAAACAAUUUCACCAGAGCCCAAAGCAGUGCUCGAAGACGCAGUUCAGCAAACAACUCCAUUGCCCAAUGAGACAAAGGUGGUAUCACAGGAAGCUACGAUGCAGACUAUCACACCAGAACCUGUCGUCACGACGGAAGUGGACAUACAAACCAGUGUAACACCCACGCCUGCAAUGCCUGUAUUAGAAGACUCCACCAUACAGACUGACGUAGUCGAUCAUAUACAAAUCGAUACCUCCGAGACGCAGACAACCCCUAAAGAAAGCCCGCGUCCGGCAGUUACUUCCGAUAUGGAAAUACAGACCAAGACACCAGAACCAACCACUGAAAGUGCUGCGCAAACAAGCACCAUUCAAAGUCCAGAGCCUACCGAAGCCCCUGAAUUACUAGCCAUGACAACUGUCGAAAAAACCACGAUAACUGUCGAAGAAGAGUCGCAAACUGUUGUCCCCGAAAAAUUGACAGCUGUAGAUUCGUCGAUACAAACUAAGGUGCAUGAACUUGUUCCAACUUCUGAAGAAAGCACUCAAGCUGUUCCAACUACGCUUGAUAUUAGUGCUCAAACUAUAGUGCCAGAAAAAACUGUUGAUCGUACACCUGAAAAGAAAGAUUUAGCCACAAAGGAACUGGGAGUGACAAGAAUCGUUGCUAAAAAAGAAGAGCCUGUUCAACAGCAAUCGGAGACGGACUCGUUUACGGAUACUUCGUACGAAAUUCACGUCCAAGCCACCAUCGAAAUACCUGAUAGCGCCAGUCAAAGUUUCCUAGAUUUUGAACGCGCUUCAGCGAUAGAAACGUCGCAAGACACGAGUAUUACCGAAGAACUUUCGGAGAACGUUACGAGCUUGGAAGAUGAUACAGCCAGGCUAGGGAGAAGACAGCGGAGGAAAAGAAAACACAAGACAAAUGAGGCACAAGAGUCGGCUCCAUUUACCAAAGAAAAAGAAAAAACUGAUCUUGAAACAAUAUUUGGUCAGCCUACAACGGCUCUUGAGUCACGACCAAAAUUGUCUUAUUCCGACGUAGCCAGAAAAAAUUCCGAUCAAACGAGAUCUGGGUCGCCACCAGAUUCUUCUGAAGAAUAUGCCACGAAUAAACAACCGGGCAACAUCGUUGUAGGAAAAGUAUUGACCGAUAUUGACCUAAGCUCCAUCAGAGCGCAAGGUAAAGUUUCGCAGAAAUAUGAAACCGAGGCAGAAAUCAUCACGUCCAAAGUUACCAUUGCGAAAUUGAAGUCUUCUGAUCCGAAUACAGCCCAAGUGCAGGUAGUGUCAGUUUCUCAAGAAAUUUCGCCACACCAAGAACGCCUUACGGAAAAAAUGCCUAAAGAUGAGGUAAAGCUGAUAAUAUCAACGGAUCAAUCUCAAGGCCCAACUUUCCACUCAACUUAUUCUGAUGUAUCAGCUAAGCCAGCGAAAACUCCAGAUUCGAGCCAAGUAGGUAUAGAUUCUCGUCAAUCUAUCAGAGAGGCUAUAAGCAUUGUAACAGCUCCUGAACCAAUGGAUACGACAGAGGAACCCCUUUCUCCAACGGAAUCUGUGCUUUCCGCAAAAACUAAACCAUCAUCAAAAGUGGAAGUGAAAUCUUAUACCGACACGAUUGACGACCAAAAAACAUCCAAAGUUCCUGUGCCUUUGAGUACAGAGUAUGAAAAACGUGAUACCAGUCCCAACUCCAGCUGGGAAGACAGACUCUUAGUAUCGCACAGUCCUGUUCGAAAAACACCUAGCCCAACAUCCUUGCUCCUUGCGGAGGCGUUGGAAUACGGUGUUCCGCAAAAUCAAGUCUCACAGCGUACAAGAGCCACAAAAGUCAUAGCAGACCGUGUAAGGAACUCGCAAAAUGCGAAACAGACCACUCAUUUAUCCAACAUACUUUACAUAGCAACUCUGGAUCAGGUGAUUACGACCGAAUCCAUCGAAGAACUAAGUGGAACUGUUCAACGCGGUUUGGGCCAGCUGCGAGCUGCUGUCGAAGAAGAAAGUGAUACAGUCAUUAUAAAACAUACUCUGAUCACAGUAGUUGAGACCAUAUCAACCUGGCUCGAGUCUGUGGAGUACAGAAUUUUUCUGAGUAGGGAAAGUCCCCACGGACCUUCACACGACGACCUGCGAACGUUCAUUGAACUGAAAGAAGAAAUCAAUCAUGUCGAAGAAAGUGUCAGGGAGUUGGACUCUAUUUGGAAUAACGUCGAAGUGCACUUCGUAGAAGAAGAUCGUGAAAGAAUAAUGGAGUGUCUGGAUGCUCUACAGUCUCAGGUUCAGGCAAUCGAAAACGUCACCGAUGACGGAGAGAAGUACGCUACUACGGAACUUAUCCGUUGGGACGAGUUCCUGAAUGGUGUUAACAACGUCUCUCGACUAGUUGACGAACAUCGAAAGCAACUGGAUAUCAUCAUAGCGAGUGAUGCAUCGACGCAGUGGAAGCUUCAAGAGCUAGAAAAAAUUGAUAACACUAACCGCUGUCACAUGUGGAAGACUGGAAAGUUGGUUUCUGCCGCGAGACGAAUUUUGAAGGAUUAUCCCGGGAAGAUUGUCCCCGAGGACACUUACGCCGCUCACGAAAUGACCCGAGUCAUCGAGUACACCAUCUGCAUUGAGAGAGACCGACUGCUACAACUUCUUUCCCUCGCCGAAGAGUACGAGCAAACGUUGCAGGAAUUUGCACAGAUCACCGAGAUAGCGGAGAACUUAUUGGACAGUCCAAUAUCAGUCGCGAGCUUAGAAGACCUGCAGGAGGAAAUGCAGAAGCAUCGGAAAUUCUUCGUCAACUUGAACCACUGUCGCGCCAUUCUCGAAUCUCUAGAGGGCAACCUUGAUAAAGAGACAAGAGCAAAGUAUUCCGAUCUCCACGAGGAACUUCACAGGAAAGCAACCACGCUGCUUGACCAGGCUGCUUCUCGCGCUCAGCAGAUGUCUCUGGCAGCUUCAAGAUGGAUUAUACUUGAACAAGGACUUAAGGAGGAAAGGGGAUGGCUGGGAGUUGCUCACCAACGGGUUCCGGACCUACAAACAGUCACGUCGUCUGACUAUGAACAGUAUAUUUCGCUUUAUCAGUCAUUAUCCUCCGACAUCGCGACCCACCAUGCACGUCUAAUUCAGCUAUUAGGAGUAGCUCGUAGCUUGGAAGAAUUGGUGCAAAUUGAAGACCCCGAAGAUCGAUAUGGAGAGGCACUGGAUGUUAUCAUCAAGCUUCAAGAUGAAGUGGAAUCUUCUUUGAGGCGUCUCAUAGCAUUUAAGGAUCGCUGGACAACCCAGGAAGCGUUAGUUGGUCGAUUGGAAAAUUGGAUGAACUCCGCGGAACGUGAUCUUGCAUUUGUCCACGAUCCAUCGGGCGGUAACAUGCGACAAUUCUGGGAAAUAAAAGCGCAGUACGAGGUGCACAAUAAUAUCCGUAACGAGGCUGAGAACAACUUCGAGCAGGCACUUAGAAUCGUUCCAUUGUCAGACGAGAUGCUUCAGAGGCAGUUCCACGGUGAGCUCCAAGACCGUUGGCAAGGCGUUACCGAAAAGAUAAACACGAUCCAAGCUUCCGUUGCCGAAAAUAUAUCGUCGAGCGACGUCCCGGUUAACGACAAGCUGAAGCUCUUGGAGCGAGAACUGAACGAACUUCGUGUCACCAUCGACGAUUUCCAUGGAGUUCUGAAGACCGAAGAAGAGCUUGACCUGUACGUUGAACGGUUAUCUGUUCUCUUCGAUAGAGUUGUCAUCAUACAGGAGGAACUCGGCCGGCUAGGACUACUUCCGGCUGCAGAAAGCGAGCGGGUCGGAGUCCUGCUGUCAUCGGCACGCCGCAUCGAAGGAUUGAUCGGCGAGGAGCUAGACGCUGCGCAACUUCUCAGAGAGCGCUUGCAAGCCUUGCAACGAGGUCUCGCGCGGGUUCGUAGAUCUCAUCAGAGACAGUCAUCCGUUCUUGACCAAUGCGAAGGCAACGAGGGUCAAGGUAGUGAAAUCGUGGCGGCGUGCGUGGAUCGGUGCCACGGCGUCGCCGAGGAGUUGACCAACUUGUGGCAAGAUCUGAUGGGACUACGCCAGGUUCUUCACACCCUACCGAUGCGGACCAGGGUGUCGGUGUCACCACUCGCCGUUGAAAGAAAAAUCUCCAACCUUCAGGAUGUACACACUGAACUGGAAUCCCGGUGCGCAAGACUCCUUACUCUUCUUCGGAACAGACUCGGGCUCUGGCGCAGAUUUGAAAGGCAGUUGGAGCUCGUUCAGCAGUCCGUUCAGGAGGCGGAUUACAUGAUGGAACUUCUUACCGUCCAGGGAUCCGUCGACUACGAAAGACUGCUGAAGGCGACCGAACGGCUGGAGGGUCUAAGCGGAGAUUUGGGCGCUCGCGAGGUCCUUGUUGGAGAACUUCGGGCCGCAGCCGAACCUCUACGGGAGUCCUGUACGGCGGAGGUCGGGGAACGCGUCGAAGCCGCCGUCCAGGAGGCGGUCCAGGCCUGGGAAGAUACGAGGGCGGAACUAGACGCCCUUUGCAACAAGUAUAAUCACGCCGUUAGACUUUGGCAGCAAUAUCGGGACGCAAGCGCCGCUGUCAAGGCUUGGGUCGACACGCAAAUGGGCAGCGUGUCCAACUUGCCACCCGAAGAAGCAAGGAAGCAAGUCAAGGUUUGCGAGGAAACACUGGCCGAACACAAGGAGAGAUUGGCCGAACUUCGUGGACUUGUGGCACAGAUCGCCUCGGACGUUGGCCUUGACGCAGGCGGCCCUUUACAGACAGAGGUCGAGGCCCUGGGUCGCCGUCUUGAGGAUGUAAGGGAAGCCCUGUCGACUCUGGCCGACACAGCAGACGCCAGAGCGCUGAACCAGGAGUUGGCGAUCGGUGAUCUUAACCAUACGAAGAUCUUCCUCGACUCUGUCCAGCAGAGUCUCGCGGCCGUAGGUCAUGGAGAUUCAAAGGAGCAACUGAAAUUACUCAGAAAUCAUCUCCUAGCGUUAACGCGAACGGAGCCUCAUUUGCAGUCGAUAAAAGACCGAGCCCUGGAGACUGCACCUCAAGAAACCUCCGUGGUCGAAGUACUGCAACUAUGGCAGAGGGUCUUCCGAGAGACUUUCCAGCAGUAUCAUCGGCUGUCGGCUCGAUUGGUUCGUUCGCAGGACGGCGCGGCUGCUUUGCGUCUCUGGCAGGAGUAUCUCGCUCAUGUUCAAGACUUCCUGUCGAUGGGAGUCCCCGGGGAUUACAGCGGUCUCUCAGAGCACAGACACCUGUGCGAGGUUCACAAGAACCUGCUAACUGAUCAGCAGAAUCUCUUGCUGACCGUGAAUUCCGAGGAGGGUCGCGAACUCUCCGUGGCCGAGCAGUUUAACGCCUUGACGAAUCUCCACAAUGAGACUCUCGCAAAGAUCAUGGAACGACAUGCCGCGGUGCGAGACCGUCUCGCUGCUUGGGAAAAGUACAGACAUGACCAGAACAGGCUUUUGGCCUGGCUCAAGGAGACGGAGAGGGAAAGGAGCAGACUCCAGCUCCGGUUCAUCCAUCUGCGAAGACUGGACAAGGUCCUCGCGAGAAUCCAUUCCCUCUUGGAGAAAUUACCCGCUGGCGAGAUGCAGGCCGAGUCUCUUUCCGGCCUGCAAGAAUCUCUGCUGGUCAACUGCGACGAGGCCCUUGCCGCUUCGGUGCGCAUGGAACACGCCGCGAAUACGCAACGUAUAGCAAACAUUCGGGCUGGACUUGAAACUUGGAAAGACUUCGUCGUCCGGAUACAGGAGCUCAGUGAACAGCACGAAAAACAAAGCACCAAAAUCACAUCUGCCUUCCAAGAAGUCAGCCAAUCGCUGAACAACGCCUUCCUCCUUGGACCCAGCAGUCUAACGCGAACUCGUCAAGAGCUCGACUCGCUUCAGGAUGUCAAGGCCAAACUGGCUGCUACCACCUCCGAUCUUGAAGCGCUUGGUAUAACGGCCGAACAAUUGAAGGAGUGCCUGAGUCCUUCCGAAAUGAAGUCCCUGAACCAGCACGGUUCUCUUCUGUGGCAGCAGCACGGGGACCUCGAACAUCAGUUGGCUCUUCUUGCUCACAGACUAGGAGAACGAUGCGGCCUUUAUAACCGCUGGGAAACUAGACGAUCUCGAUUGAUCACUUGGACAGUAGAUGCCGAGGAUAGAAUACAGAACUGUGACUCUAUGGCUGUGGAUGAACCUGAAGAGGCUCUGAAGAGGGUAGAGUCCGAACUUCAAGCCGAAAUGGCUCUUAAGCAGAGGGAAUUGGACUGGCUUCAGAACACUGGUAAAGAGUUGAUUGAGGUUGCAGAGGACAGCACGGAGAGAGAGAAACUGGAGAGAUCGUUAGACGAGCUCAACGAGAGAUGGUCGAAGUUGUUGAAUGCCAGUAAAGCUCGGACAAGCAAGAUAGAAGACCUGGUUCACACGACUAAUAACUUGGAAAGACGAAUAGCCGAGAUAAGACAGUGGCUCGGAGGAAUCGAAGUGCAGUUGAAUGAGCCGUUCAUCCUUGAAGCAAGGAGUCAGAAUGCCGUCGACAAGAAGAUCCAAGAUCACGACGUCCUGCAGAAGAUGAUCGAAGCCGAAAGCGGCAACAUCGGAGAGGUUCUGAACCUGUGUGAAAUACUGCUCAGUGAUUGUGACUCUUGGAAGGCAUCCUUCAACACGGAUGCCAUCAAGUCUGGGAUGGACGGUUUGGAACGACGGUGGAAAGCGGCUUGCGUUGGUUCCGCAGAACGCAAACGGAAGAUCAUGAUUGCGUGGAAGCUGCUCCAGCAGUUGGAGAAGCUAAAAACGGAACACGAAGAGUGGCUCAUAAAAACCGAAUCGGAAUUGCAGAAGCUCGAAAGUCAUGUCGAUGACCUGUCGAAAAAGGAGACUGCGAAGACUGUGCAGAAGGCCAAGAAGAUGUUGAAAGACGUCGAAGCUCACAGUCCCGCUCGUCAGACACUCGAACAGAACUACAGCCGCCUCGCUAAGGGUGGUUUGGAGCCUGACAAUUUGAGAUCUUUGACCGCUGAUGUUCGUGGAGUAAUCGAUAGGUGGAACGCGCUUCGACCCAGAAUUGAUGCGGUGUUGACUGCGCUGCAAAGCGAGCAGAAGAGUUAUCGCGAAUUCAUCACUAUUCACGGCACAGCUGUCGUUGCGCUGACGCAAAUCGACGUUCGGUUGACGCAGCUUCAGCACUUGGCUACUCCAGAGCAAAAAGCCUCUCCGCGAAAAAGGAUGCAGCAACUUGCAGAGAUAGCAAAAGAAUUGGUAGCGCUGGACGCGACCCUAGAACGGGCUGACAAAUUAGCGUUGAAAGUGAUGGAGGAGAGUCACGCCGACGAUGUCGGUACUAUUCAGGAACUUGUUGACGAAUAUCAACUUUUGUGGAAGGACAUUAAAUCCCGUCUCGCCGAUCUCCCCGCUCAAGUUGAAUCGCAAGAGAAAAUGGAAGUCGACGCAGCCAUACAGGUGGAAACACUUAAAUUUGAACAAGAUUCGGCUGUGCAGGUUGACACCUUGCCAAGAAUUGUUAGGAUGACCUCGUGCGACGCUUAUCUCAUGGAAUUGGAAGGUGCGAUUAGAGAGUGUCGAGCCGCGCUUGAUGCUCUAGAGGUUGCCGUCACACCGGAUCCCGUUGCUGGACCGGGUCUUCCUGCCGCUGCGAAAAUCAUGGCCAAAUUAAUUGGAAGCUGUCAAUCCUCCGUGGAAUUGGUCAGACAUUUACACGGUUUGCUGGUCGGAGACGAGAAGCUGAGUGAAGAAGCUGCGAAGAGUUCUGAAGUCGCAGUACUGACAGCUCGAUAUGAGGAACUUUUGAUUCGAGCACGAGCUCGAGAACAGCAAAUAAGAGAAAUCAGGUCUCCUCUCUCAGACGAUUACUCUUUUCCAUGCGAACAUGACGGCGGAAGAUUGACAUGCCCGCUUUGCUCGCGGCGAAAUUGGGCUCAGCUUGAUAAUGAUCUAUGGAGAUUAGAGAAGUGGCUACAGCUGGCAGAGGGUACACAAAGCGAGCAGCAAUCGCCGCCGAGUGAUAUAGAACAACUCGAAGACGUGAUACAAGACCACCGUGAAUUCCUACUCGAUCUUGACAGUCAUAAGAGCAUAGUCGUCAGUCUGAAUAUAGUGGGAACUCAUCUCGCUGAUCACACGGAAGAUAUAGAACGUGCAAACGAACUGCGGGAAAGAUUGGCAACGGCGAAUAUGCGCUGGGACAGAGUUUGCCAAGCAGCAGGCUCGUGGCAAUCGGCGCUGCAAACAGCCCUCAUGGGCAAUCAGCAGUUCCACCGUAUUAUCGAGGAACUCGUAACUUGGCUCGAAAGAACCGAGGUUUCGAUAAGAGCCAGCGAACCCAUCGACCUAACGGAAAAUAACAACAUCAUCCAGGCAAAGUACAACAAGUUCAGGGAGCUGCGCAGUGAUCUCGAACGAUGCGAACCUCGCGUAUUGUCUCUGCAAGAGUCUGCUAACCAGUUGCUGGAAGAACGCGGCGAAGCUCGUAAACGACUUUUGGAACUUCGUCUUCGGUUGCAGUCGCUUCGUCGACUGACCGGAAUUUACGCCUUAAAAUUGGGCGCAGCUCUUGGACUAGAUCCACGAGAAGUGGGCCUCGCUGCAACAUCUUCGUCGCUUGCGUCCCUUUCUCAAGAUUUACUCGACGAAGCUACCUCAGGAACUGUUCAACCCCACGACACGGCUGCUGGAGAUGGUGACAACGAAGAUCGAACCGUGUUAGCGCGAGGAUAUCGGUUCUUGGGACGUGUUUUACGAGCCUCGCUUCCGAUCCAAGCGUUAAUGCUGUUGUUGCUUGGCGUUGCAACUCUGGUACCUUCGGCGGAAGAAGAUUACAGUUGCACGCUAUCUAACAAUUUGGCGAAAAGCCUCAGUCCAUCGUUUGAAUAUACUAACGGACCUCCUCCCCUGUAACAGUGUCAAAGACAUUAAUACUUCUUCUCAAAUGCCAGUCAGUAUAGACUUUACAGCAUGAUGUAAUCUGUGCUGGAGUAAAAGUGGUCAAGUGCAAAGAGUUAAUUAUUCGGUGGAGGCGACUACGCGCGUUAUUCGUACAUUUUCAUCUCUCAUUACCUAGCACAGUUUAUACUGCUGUAAUGUUAGAUUAUAGUUAGUUUUACAAGAAGAUUUUGUAAAUAAAGAAAACAUAUAUAGCGGACCAAGCGGUUGAAUAUUCGUAAUGGCUGGCAGAGAAUAAUUGUUAUAAUUUAUUUUACGUUCUUUUGUAUAUUAUGAUGUAAUAUUGCGUGUACGGAUCGCUCGGAAGAAGUCUUGAUAUAUGGAUGUGUAAUUACCAAAUCUUGACGUCUGAAAUUGAUAUAUAUUAUUACGACUGUUGCAUUUAUGAUUUUGAAAGAAACAAAAGUAUGUACAUCAAGCGAGAAAAGUACAUACGACGCCGAGAUAAAACGAUUGAUAAAAAAGAAAAGGCUGACAUCCUUUGAUGGUAAUGUAUACUUAUAUUCUACUUAAUCAAACACGCGUGCCGUAUGAAAUUUAAUACCGCUACUACGUAAUAUCUAUACACUAUAAUUUGCGAUAACCGACACAUGUUAUUAUUAUACGUAAAUUAAUAUCGGAUAUGAUCACAAUUUUAUUUAUAUCAUUUUUUGUUGUUGAAAUGCGUCUUAUUUAUUAUUACAAUGUUCGUGUCCAAAUUGUGAUCUUAUCCAAAUAUAUGAUAAAACAAAAAUCAAUCCCGCAAUAUACCCUGAUUAACCUCUCGUAUAAUAUAUUAUAAAGUACUUUUAUUUAACAUUAUAAUACAUGUAUUCCUACUGUACGCAACAUUCAUACUAUAGAGGGGAACAAAGGAUACUUGCCUAACUUUAUUUUUCUAUAUUGUUUUAGUUUUAUUGCGAUUUAGUUAUAAGUCUGAUUUUGAAGAGUGGAACAUUCAAAGUCAGACUUAGAACAAUAUCCAUGGUCCGAUGGUGCUAUUCCAGUUGCGGUUUUCUCGACAGAAGGAACUUAGAUUUGUACAAUAUAAUUGAUUUAAUUGUAUAAUCAAUUGUUAUUAUAUUACUGCCGUGCGUGUAUCUGAAUUAGAAUGCGAAAGUUUAUCGAAUGAUGGUACGAACAAUGUGUGUAUACCAUGUUGAAAGUGUAACAAGAAUCGAAAGAAAUUGUUCCGAAAACGAACGAGAAAUUAUUGAACGCACAGAUUAACCAUAAGUUAAUUGGCGAAAUAAAAUACGAAUACUUACCGGGCCUAAAGCCAAAUAGUUACGCUUGAUAAUUUACAUGUUUUUUGCUUAUUGCACAUUGAGCUUUGUUACGUAUUUUUAUAAAGAAAGAGCUUAACGGUGGUGUACAUCUAUCGAUAUUAUAAUAUAUUGCUAUAAACACUAUUAAAUACAAUGCAGUUA